Coregonus sp. 'balchen' is the source of this 78769-nucleotide messenger RNA. NCBI's taxonomy places the organism in Eukaryota, Metazoa, Chordata, Actinopteri, Salmoniformes, Salmonidae. The record is from the annotation of a GenBank genome assembly.
GAAAGGGAACAGGGGGAGGGAUGGGGCGAUGAUGGAUGCAUGGAGGAAGAGGAGAGAAGUGGGAGGAGCGGGGAAGCAGGGACGAAGAAAAAAACAAGGUUUUUGCUUCCCGGUCAGAGUUUCUGUUUACCAGAAGUUGGUGGGAAAAAGUCAGUUCCAAUGAACAGGGAUUGUACUUACCUCUCCCCUCACCUCCGCUUCUUUCCACUCCUCUCCUACUGGACCAAUAAAGGUAUUUUUAAAAUCCCUAUUGAAAAUCAGAAUCUCUCUCGCUCUCUGCAUAAUUAUUUUUUCUUAAGCACAAACAUAUGUGUAUGUUAUCCAUUUUGACUGCCCUCACCAUUCAAUCACAUUGAAAAAUAUUGUUAGUGUGCAUGUGUUUUUUUUUAAACAAUGAAACCUCCUUUAGAAUUCCAUUGAGAUUUAUUGCCCAAGAGCUGGUAAGCUUUCACUAGGCACACUUUUAUUGCCCUCUUAGGCCUUGGAAUUUGCCUCAUCAUCCCCCAUCCUACUCUUUCGUCUUUCAGAGAAAACUAUCCCCUUGGCCUCCCUAAAUCAACACUGUGCCCCCAUCACCUCCAGACAUACGGCACAGUGCCCCCCUCACUACCAAACACCAGAUAUUCACCCUAGGGUAAAGGACGUGUGUUUGUUUGGUUUUGGGGUAUCUGCUUAAUAAAAGACAGCGAGAACAUGGCCUUGUGGGAGGUGUAGCCCCCUGCCUCAGACACACACACACAAACACACACUCUAAACCCAGUAAUAAUAUGAAAAUGUUUAUGGACUGUAUCGCUGGGUUCCCCAGUCUCUCAUAUCUAGCUCCAUCAAUGGGGCUCUUUCUGUGAUCUCUGGCAAACACCAGUCUAUGGUUUCUGUGGGAGUGUGUGAGUGGUAAUAGUAGAUGUGUGUGUUGCUCUUUCUGUCUGUCUUAUUUUCGUCUAAACCCUUUGCCCUCUGUGUAUUGAGGGAUCUCCUCCCAGACCUGGACUAAAGCAUCCGCCAACUCCUGGACAGUCUGUGGUGCAACGUGGCGUUGGUGGAUGGAGCGAGACAUGAUGUCCCAGAUGUGCUCAAUUGGAUUCAGGUCUGGGCCAAACCGGUCAUGCUGGAGGAUGUUGCAGGCAGCAGAACGUUCUCCACGGCGUCUCCAGACUCUGUCACGUCUGUCACAAGUGCUCAGUGUGAACCUGCUUUCAUCUGUGAAGAGCACAGGGCGCCAGUGGCGAAUUUGCCAAUCUUGGUGUUCUCUGACAAAUGCCAAACGUCCUGCACGGUGUUGGGCUGUAAGCACAACCCCCACCUGUGGACGUCGGGCCCUCAUACCACCCUCAUGGAGUCUGUUUCUGACCGUUUGAGCAGACACAUGCACAUUUGUGGCCCUCCUACGGCCUCCUCCACGUCUCCUGAUGUACUGGCCUGUCUCCUGGUAGCGCCUCCAUGCUCUGGACACUACGCUGACAGAGUGUAUUCGCUGUAUUCAGCAUCGUUUGGGUGGAGCAGGGCAGGGGCCUUCACAUAUUCCCUUUAAGUCUGAGGAGUUCCCAGUGUGUGUGUGUGUGUGUGUGUCAGACAUAUACAGUGGGGAAAAAUGCAAACGUUGCUCAAUUGGAAUCAAGGGACCUAACGUGUGCCAGGAAAACAUUCCCCACCCCACAGCCACCAGCCUGUUCUGUUGACAACAGGCAGGAUGGGGGCAUGGACUCAUGCUCCUUACGCCAAUCCUGACUCUGCCAUCAACAUGACUCAACAGGAACCGGGAUUCGUCGGACCAGGCAAUGCUUUUCCAUUCCUUAAUUGUCCAGUUUUGGUGGUCGCUUGCCCACUGGAGCCGCUUCUUCUUGUUUUUAGGUGAUAGGAGUGGAAUCCAGUGUGGUCGUCUGCAAUGGCCCAUCAAGGACCAACGAGUUGUGCGUUCCGAGAUGCUGUUCUGCACACCACUGUUAUUUGCCUGUUUGUGGCCCGCCUGUUAGCUUGUAUGAUUCUUGCCAUUCUCCUUCGAUUUCUCAUCAACAAGCUGUUUUUGCACACAGGACUGCCGCUGACUAGAUGUUUCUUGUUUGUUGCACCAUUCUCAGUAAACCCUAGACACUGUCGUGCCUGAAAAGCCCAGUAGGCUGGCUCUGGCCCAACCCUUUGGUUUCUGGGACCAAUCACAUUCUGACCGUUCUGUUCUCAUUCUAGAAAUUGUCAGGAAGGGAGGCAAAUCCAGACUCAACGUGGAGAAGAACCGUCUGUUGGCCGGAGUUAUGUGGAUGGUGUAGCCAGGCAAAGAUUACACUGUACCAUCUUUACCACCCCAACAACCACACACUCACUCCCCUGACCCAGCGGGAGCAACAACAUUCAGAAACACAACCACUGGAUAACCAACUAGUACCAAACACAACCACAGUGAAGCAGGGCAGGGCUCCAUUCCAUUCACCAAAACAGAAUAACACCAGAUAUAACAGACUGACCCUAGGCCCCCGGCACAUAGACUAUUGCAGCAUAGAUACUGGGGGCUGAGACGGGGUGUCGGGAGACACUGUGGCCCCGUCCGACGAUACCCCCGGACAGGGCCAACCAGGUAGGAUAUAACCCCACCCACUUUGCCAAAGCACAGCCCCCACACCACCAGAGGGAUAUCAACAGACCACCAACCUACUACCCUGAGACAAGGCUGAGUAUAGGCCACAAAGAUCUCCUCCACUGCACGAGCCAGAGGGGGCGACAAACCGGACAGGAAGAUCACGUCAGUGACUCAACCUACUCAAGUGACGCACCCCUCCUAGAGACGGCAUGGAAGAGCACUAGUAAGCCAGUGACUCAGCCCCCGUAAUAGGGUCAGAGGCAGAGAAUCCCAAUGGAGAGACGGGAACUGUCCAGGCAGAGACGGCAAGGGCGGUUUGUCGCUCCAGUGCCUUUCCGUUCACCUUCGCACUCCUGGGCCAGACUACACUCAAUCAUAGGACCUACUGAAGAGAUUAGUCUUCAGUAAAGACUUCAAGGUCGAGACCGAGUCUGCGUCUCUUACAUGGAUAGGCAGACCAUUCCAUAAAAAUGUAGCUCUAUAGGAGAAAGCCCUGCCUCCAGCUGUUUGCUUAGAAAUUCUAGUGACAAUAAGGAGGCCUGCGUCUUGUGAUCGUAGCAUACGUGUAGGUAUGUACGGCAGGACCAAAUCGGAGAGAUAGGUAGGAGCAAGCCCACAUAAUGCUUUGUAGGUUAACAGUAAAACCUUGAAAUCAGCCCUAGCCUUAACAGGAAGCCAUUGUAGAGAGGCUAGCACAGGAGUAAUAUGAUAAUCUUUUUUGGUUCUACACACACAGAGACUCAUAACAAGCUCUCAAUUUGGAAAAUCUGACCUAACUCUAUCGUCGUGAUUCCUAUUUACAAGCAAAAACUCAAACAGGAAGUACCAGUGAUCCUCAACACGAGGGCCCCUCGGGUGCGUGCUUAGUUCCGUCCUUUACUCCCUGUUCACCCAAGACUGCGUGGCCACACACGACUCCAACACCAUCAUUAAGUUAGCAGACGAUACGACCGUGGUAGGCCUGAUCACCGAUGACAAUGAGACAGCCUACAGGGAGGUCAGCGACAACGACCUCUCCCUCAACGUCAGCAAGACAAAGGAACUGAUCGUGGACUACAGAAAAACUAAGGGCCAAGCACGCCCCUAUCCACAUCGACAGGGCUGUAGUGGAGCAGGUCGAGAGCUUCAAGUUCCUCGGUGUCCACAUCACUAAGGAAUUAUCAUGGUCCACACACACCAACACAACACCUCUUCCUCCUCAGGAGGCUGAAAAGAUUUGGCAUGGUCCCUCAGAUCCUCAAUAAGUUCUACAGCUGCACCAUUGAGAACAUCUUGACUGGCUGUAUCACUGCUUGGAAUGGCAACUGCUUGGCAUCCGACCGCAAGGCGCUACAGAGGGUAGUGCGUAUGGCCCAGUACAUCACUGGGGCCAAGGUCCCUGCCACCCAGGACCUCUACACCAGGUGGUGUCAGAGGAAGGGCCUAAAAAUUGUCAAAGAGUCCAGUCACCAAAGUCAUGGACUGUUCUCUCUGUUACCGCAUGGCAAGUGGUACUGAUGCACCAAGUCUGGAACUAAAAUAACCCUGAACAGAUUCUAUCCCCAGCUUCUAUAAGUCUGCUAAAUAGUUAACCAAUAUUAACUAUCUGCAUUUACCCUUUUUGCACUAACUCUUUUGACUCAUCACAUGUGCUGCUGUUACUGUUUGUCUAUCCUGUUGCCUAGUCACUUUAUAAAUAAUAUAAUAAUAUGCCAUUUAGCAGACGCUUUUAUCCAAAGCGACUUACAGUCAUGCGUGCAUAAUUUAUUUUUUUGUGUAUGGUGGUCCCGGGGAUCGAACCCACUACCUUGGCGUAAAACGCCGUGCUCUACCACUGAGCUACAGUGACCCAUCUACCUUUAUCCCUACCUAUAUGUACAUAUCUACCUCAGUUACCUCGUACACCUAGCACAUGGACUCGGUACUGGUACCCGUGUAUAUAGACAGUUACUCAUCGUGGAUUUAUUCCUUGUUAUUAUUUUUCUAUUAUUUCUCUUUUUUUCUCUGCAUUGUUGGGAAGUAAGCAUUUCACUGUUAGUCUACGCCUGUUGUUUACGAAGCAUGUGACAAAUACAAUUUGCUUUGAUGUUUACUUAGCAGUUAGACAGUCAGACGGAAUGCUAAGCAUAGCAGGACAGUUGCAUGCAGUUCAUGGGACUGCAAAGUCAUGAUGGAGCUCCCUACCAUUACCUAAUUGUCUUACCCCACCAUUUUGUUUACCACUGCACUACAGAGUACAUCCACAGAUUGUACAGUAUAGAUGCCCUCAAAGACAACGCCAGAGAGAAAUAACUGGUCUAUGAAGAUGCAUCAGUCAAUGGGAAUAUGUACAGUAAAUUCUUCUGUUUCUCAUAUUUUAUGUCUCCUGUUUUCUUUCUCUGUCUCCCUACCUCUCUCUGUCCCCUGCCUCCUCUCUCUCCCUCUCUGUCCCUCCCUCUCUCUUUUUCCCCCUCUCUCCUCGUCUGUCUGUCUGUCUGUGUGCUGUCCAGAUGUGGAGCAGAUGGCUAUUGACUGGCUGACAGGAAACUUCUACUUUGUGGAUGACGUGGACGACCGGAUCUUUGUGUGUGACAAGGACGGACAGACGUGUGUCACCCUGCUGGACCAGGAGCUGUACAACCCCAAGGGCAUCGCCCUGGACCCCACCAUGGGGUGAGGACACACACGCAGGCAGGCACGCACAUACACAUAUACAUAUACAUAGGCUGUAUAGACACACACACACACACACACACACACACACACAGUCUACAUACCCACACACAGGCUACACGCACACUACACACACACACACUUUUUAGGGUGUAUACUCAGACUGCAUACUGUAGGCUUCCAUGUUUUGCCUUCUAUGUCAUGUGUCUUGUACCAAUCCAUCACAAAGUUCCAUCCUACCAAAUAGAUGUACAUACGUGUAAAAUCUAAAGAUAAGCAUUUUACAAACACGCGCUCAUACACAUUCACACUUACGAACACUGUUCCGUGCUCCCAUUUGUUGGUCAGGGUUGGAUAGGCAUGUCCAUUGAUGGACACAGUGAGUCAGGGAAAUUCACACUGCGGUCUGUCGGUCCUCCCUCCUUUAUCCCAUGGGAACAGACCAAUGUCCCACUGACUACUGCUGAGACACACACACACACAUCACCCACAGCACAGUAUGUGCUUCUAACACACCAUAACAGUCCCAUGAGAGGCCCAAUAUUUUGGCCACAGUAGUCUGUCAUUGUUACACAACCUAAAACAAUGGGCUGGGGUUGAGGGUAGGAGGGGGUUAGAGUUCUCCAAAACACUUGGAAGGGUUCCUUUCCUCUCUGAUUGGUACGUGGGCCAUUGACUUGAAGUUUGGGGGAGCAGUAAUUGAGUGCAGAUGUUUCAUUUGUGUUGUUUGGGUCUGAGCCCUGAGAGCUCCCAAAUCAUGCCUUUCCCUAAAACGUUCUACAGUCAUGUUUUCAUUUCAGCCCUGCCGUUAUGACAGGGGUCUCGAACUCAAUUACUAGAAGUGUGUGUGUGUGCACGCACGUGUGCAGUUCUUUUGUUUUUCAUUCCAACCCAUUUCCACUGCUAUAAUUGAUUGUGCAGUAAUACAGUGGCUUGCGAAAGUAUUCACCCCCCUUGGCAUUUUUCCUAUUUUGUUGCCUUACAACCUGGAAUUAAAAUGGAUUUUUUUGGGGUUUGUAUCAUUUGAUUUACACAACAUGCCUACCACUCUGAAGAUGCAAAAUAUUUUUUAUUGUGAAACAAACAAGAAAACUUGAGCGUGCAUAACUAUUUGUAGAGCCACCUUUUGCAGCAAUUACAGCUGGAAGUUUCUUGGGGUAUUUCUCUAUAAGCUUGGCACAUCUAGCCACUGGGAUUUUUGCCCAUUCUUCAAGGUAAAACUGCUCCAGCUCCUUCAAGUUGGAUGGGUUCCACUGGUGUACAGCAAUCUUUAAGUCAUAUCACAGAUUCUCAAUUGGAUUGAGGUCUGGGCUUUGACUAGGCCAUUCCAAGACAUUUAAAUGUUUCCCCUUAAACCACUCAAGUGUUGCUUUAGCAGUAUGCUUAGGGUCAUUGUCCUGCUGGAAGGUGAACCUCCAUCCCAGUCUCAAAUCUCUGGAAGACUGAAACAGGUGUCCCUCAAGAAUUUCCCUGUAUUUAGCGCCAUCCACCAUUCCUUCAAUUCUGACCGGUUUCCCAGUCCCUGCCGAUGGAAAAACAUCCCACAGCAUGAUGCUGCCACCACCAUGCUUCACUGUGGGGAUGGUGUUCUCGGGUGAUCAGAGGUGUUGGGUUUGCGCCAGACAUAGCGUUUUCCUUGAUGGCCAAAAAGCUCAAUUUUAGUGUCAUCUGACCAGAGUACAUGCUUCCAUAUGUUUGGGGAGUCUCCCACAUGCCUUUUGUGUUUGCUUCUUUUUUUUCUUUAAGCAAUGGCUUUUUUUGUAUGGCUUAAAGUGGUCCUAUGGACAGAUACUCCAAUCUCUUUGUUGCCUCUCUGAUUAAUGCCCUCCUUGCCUGGUCCGUGAGUUUUGGUGGGCGGCCCUCUCUUGGCAGGUUUGUUGUGGUGCCAUAUUCUUUCCAUUUUUUAAUAAUGGAUUUAAUGGUGCUCCGUGGGAUGUUCAAAGUUUCUGAUAUUUUUUUAUAACCCAACCCUGAUCUGUACUUCUCCACAACUUUGUCCCUGACCUGUUUGGAGAGCUCCUUGGUCUUCAUGGUGCCGCUUGCUUGGUGGUGCCCCUUGCUUAGUGGUGUUGCAGACUCUGUGGCCUUUCAGAACAGUUGUGUGUGUGUGUGUGUGUGUGGUGUGUGUAUAUAUAUAUAUUAUAUAUAUAUAUAUAUAUAUAUAUAUAUAUAUAUAUAUAUAUAUAUAUAUAUAUAUAUAUAUAUAUACAUACAUACAGUGAGGGAAAAAAGUAUUUGAUCCCCUGCUGAUUUUGUACGUUUGCCCACUGACAAAGAAAUGAUCAGUCUAUAAUUUUAAUGGUAGGUUUAUUUGAACAGUGAGGGACAGAAUAACAACAAAAAAAUCCAGGAAAACGGAUGUCAAAAUUGUUAUAAAUUGAUUUGCAUUUUAAUGAGGGAAAUAAGUAUUUGACCCCUCUCAAUCAGAAAGAUUUCUGGCUCCCAGGUGUCUUUUAUACAGGUAACGAGCUGAGAUUAGGAGCACACUCUUAAAGGGAGUGCUCCUAAUCUCAGCUUGUUACCUGUAUAAAAGACACCUGUCCACAGAAGCAAUCAAUCAAUCAGAUUCCAAACUCUCCACCAUAGCCAAGACCAAAGAGCUCUCCAAAGAUGUCAGGGACAAGAUUGUAGACCUACACAAGGCUGGAAUGGGCUACAAGACCAUCGCCAAGCAGCUUGGGUGAGAAGGUGACAACAGUUGGUGCGAUUAUUCGCAAAUGGAAGAAACACAAAAUAACUGUCAAUCUCCCUCGGCCUGGGGCUCCAUGCAAGAUCUCACCUCGUGGAGUUGCAAUGAUCAUGAGAACGGUGAGGAAUCAGCCCAGAACUACACGGGAGGAUCUUGUCAAUGAUCUCAAGGCACUUGGGACCAUAAUCACCAAGAAAACAAUUGGUAACACACUACGCCAUAAAGGACUGAAAUCCUGCAGCGCCCGCAAGGUCCCCCUGCUCAAGAAAGCACAUAUACAUGCCCGUCUGAAGUUUGCCAAUGAACAUCUGAAUGAUUCAGAGGAGAACUGGGUAAAAGUGUUGUGGUCAGAUGAGACCAAAAUCGAGCUCUUUGGCAUCAACUCAACUCGCCGUGUUUGGAGGAGGAGGAAUGCUGCCUAUGACCCCAAGAACACCAUCCCCACCGUCAAACAUGGAGGUGGAAACCUUAUGCUUUGGGGGUGUUUUUCUGCUAAGGGGACAGGACAACUUCACUGCAUCAAAGGGACGAUGGACGGGGCCAUGUACCGUCAAAUCUUGGGUGAGAACCUCCUUCUCUCAGCCAGGGCAUUGAAAAUGGGUCGUGGAUGGGUAUUCCAUCAUGACAAUGACCCAAAACACAUGGCCAAGGCAACAAAGGAGUGGCUCAAGAAAAAGCACAUUAAGGUCCUGGAGUGGCCUAGCCAGUCUCCAGACCUUAAUCCCAUAGAAAAUCUGUGGAGGGAGCUGAAGGUUCGAGUUGCCAAACGUCAGCCUCGAAACCUUAAUGACUUGGAGAAGAUCUGCAAAGAGGAGUGGGACAAAAUCCCUCCUGAGAUGUGUGCAAACCUGGUGGCCAACUACAAGAAAUGUCUGACCUCUGUGAUUGCCAACAAGGGUUUUGCCACCAAGUACUAAGUCAUGUUUUGCAGAGGGGUCAAAUACUUAUUUCCCUCAUUAAAAUGCAAAUCAAUUUAUAACAUUUUUGACAUGCGUUUUUCUGGAUUUUUUUGUUGUUAUUCUGUCUCUCACUGUUCAAAUAAACCUACCAUUAAAAUUAUAGACUGAUCAUUUCUUUGUCAGUGGGCAAACGUACAAAAUCAGCAGGGGAUCAAAUACUUUUUUCCCUCACUGUGUAUAUAUAUAUAUAUAUAUAUAUAUAUAUAUAUACUGAGAUCAUGUGACACUUAGAUUGCACACGGUGGACUUUAUUUAACUAAUUAUGUAACUUCUGAAGGUAAUUGGUUGCACCAGAUCUUAUUUAGGGGCUUCAUAGCAAAGGGGGUGAAUACAUAUGCACGCACCACUUUUCUGUUAUUUUUUUUGAAUUUUUUGAAACAAGUUAUUUUUUUUAUUUCACUUCACCAAUUUGGACUAUUUUGUGUAUGUCCAUUACAUGAAAUCCAAAUAAAAAUCCAUUUAAAUUACAGGUUGUAAUGCAACAAAAUAGAUACAAUGCCAAGGGGGAUGAAUACUUUUGCAAGGCACUGUAUACUCUGGUACAUUUACUCCAGACUCUUUUCCCGUGAUGUUGUCCAGCUGCUAUUAGGGAUGGCAAUAAUAUUCUUGGCUGUAAUUUAGAGAUGAUAUAAUAUAGUUUUUUUGUAAAACCUUCUAGGAAUUGCAUUGUGAUUGUUUGAUCAUUAUCUUUUUCUGGGAGCACAUCCAAGAAAUUAUUGUUUGAUAGUUCCCUCAUGUUUAGAAAACCCAGUGAGAGGCAGAGUAAAUAAGCUUUAGGGAACAAGACAAUAAAACAUCAAGCACCCAGGAGGUGUUCCUCUGACCAUGUGACCCGACCAGGACAAAUUAUUAGCACACUCAGGUAUUCCUCCAUAUAAAACAUAAUGAAGGAAAAUGCUGGGCUGUUCAACUACAGAUGUUUUAACAACAGUUUCCCCUAUACUUACCUAGACAUGAAAAUAGGAAUGUAUUAAUUCACCUGUCAAUCAAUCGUUCACUCUGUCAAACAAGCUGUCGCUCCUCUCCCCUACAACUCUUCCCUAGCUUGUUGCUGUAAAUGACAACAUACUCAUGCUCAGUCAACUUACCUGCUAAAAUAGAAUCAAUCCAUCAAUGAAUUAGCUAAUCACCUCUCAUCUCUCUCCUCCCACAGUAAAGUGUUCUUCACAGACUACGGUCAGAUCCCCAAGGUGGAGCGUUGUGACAUGGAUGGUCAGAACCGGACCAAGCUGGUGGACAGUAAGAUCGUGUUCCCCCACGGUAUCACCCUGGACCUGGUCAGCAGGCUGGUCUACUGGGCCGAUGCCUACCUGGACUACAUAGAGGUGGUGGACUACGAAGGCAAGAACAGACACACCAUCAUCCAAGGCCUGCUGGUGAGCACACACAGACACACAGACAACAAGGGCAAAAACAGACACACCAUCAUACAGGGUCUGCUGGUGAGGUCAUCAACCUGUGACAGACUGUCUGGCAGCUAGCACGCUUCUUCAGGGUUCUGGAAGGGAGCGUUUAGGAGGGUUUAAAAUUUUUGGAAUGUUGCAGAUUUGUUGGUUGUUGUGAAGAGCAGAAGGGCAUCUCCUUAAUUUAGAGUAAGGAUUUUUAUAUAAGAAUACUUAAUAGCUGUGACCUUUACAUUCCUUGUUAUCCAAGCAGAUUUAAAUCUUAAAUCCAAGGUAAAUACUUGGUUGCCACUAAAACCAAAUUCCCCCAUCUAUGUAGAGGUUCCUGUGUUUUCUCUCCUGUGAGGAUCCUCUCUCUCCUGCUGCUGUAGUAAUGUGGUGCUGUUCAGUGAGCUAUGGCCAGAGAGCAGGGGGUUGACAGUAGCUUUUUCAUUAGAGAGCUGAUUAAUAGGAGUUAAAGCAGAGCUCUGUGGAUGGUGCCGUGGCUGGUGUGGCCAAGCGCCUUUUAAACCUGUUAGCAGGGCUUUUAGCGCUAGCUGUGUGUCUGCACAAGUAAUGGCCUUCAUUUACUCACUGGGCCUGGGGGCACAGACGACAACAACACACACACACACACACACACACACACACACGCACACACACACAAAGCCCCUUUAAUUGUGCGUGUGCUAUCAAGUCUGUGUGUGUAUAUACAACCAAGUGUGUGUGUGAUUGCCAUCAGUGGCAGUUUAAAGUCCAUGGAUGGUUAUUGAUGGUGAGGGUACAGGCAGUAUUGCAGAGGGCAUGUGUUUAUUCCUGCCCUAGCCUGAUCUUAAUGGAUACGAGUCACUCUGAUCCGAAGAGCUGAUCGACCGCCAUUUUCAUCUAUUUCACGUUAGUGCUGUUAACUGGGACAGUGAGGCCGGCUUUCUUCUCUUGUUUAGGCCUGUUAGAGUGCAUUAUGGGAAAUGGAGGCCCGAGUCAUGCUAUGGGUCAUUUGGAAUUCUGAAUCAGCUGUGUAGAGUCGAGUUUUCAAGGGGAAUUCUGUAUUGAUUGUGAUUUUUGGUUCUUUGUGUCACUCAUUCUCUCUUCCUCGUGCUCCCUCCUUCCAUCCCUCUCUCCCUCUCUCUCCUCCAUCCCUCUCUUCCUCUCUCUCCUCCAUCCCUCUCUCCCUCUCCCUCUUUCUCUCCCUCCUCCCCCUCUCCCAGAUUGAGCACCUGUAUGGUCUGACAGUGUUUGAGAACUACCUGUAUGCCACUAACUCAGACAACGCCAACAUGCAGCCUAAGACCAGUGUGAUCAGAGUGAACCGCUUCAACAGUUCUGACUACCAGGUGGUGACCCGCGUCGACAAGGGAGGAGCCCUGCACGUCUACCACCAGAGGCGACAGCCGCCAGGUAACUGUUAUAGGGUUCUAUAUUCUAUGCCCGCUGCGCAUAUUGUCAAAUCAAUUCUAUAUUUAACCCACCAACAUAGUGGUAUAGUUGAAAUUCACUUGAAUACUCAGAAAUCUCCUCUCCUCCAGUGCGUAGCCAUGCAUGUGAGCCAGACCAGUUUGGGAAGGCUGGAGGCUGCUCUGACAUCUGUCUGCUGGGGAACAGCCAUAAAACCCGUACCUGCCGCUGUCGCUCCGGCUUCAGUCUGGGGAGUGACGGGAAGUCCUGCAAGAGUAAGUACCACAUAGCCAAUCCCCUCUCAGAUACUCCACAGCACAGCCAAUUAUCUGUUAGGCACUUUACAAAACAAGUCAAUAAAAUGCUUCAUUAUAAAUUCAAUCUGCUCUGAGAUACAACAACCCACUCCUACAGUGCAUACUCUAGUCUACAGUACAGCCAAUGUGCUCUCAGAAACAUAUAUUUUUUUAUAUCACAGCCAAUCCACUUUCACCUCCUCCAAUCAGCUCCUUCACAACUCUGGCUAUCCGCUCCUCCUCUGUGGCUGUCUCUUGGAGCAGCUAAAUCUCCUCAAGUCUGACCAGUAGACUGACUCACAUGACAUUGACAGCCAGCCUCCCUAAUCAAUGUCUACAUGCCUGAAGCCCCACUAUAACUAUGAAGCAGAGGCAGACAUCAAUUAUGUUAUUGACCCUGUGCCAAUGGCAGUGAAGGUUGAAUCAGGAAAACUGAGCUAAGUCCUGGGAGACCCAUAAUAAACAGGCAGCUCUGAGUUGACUACUUUUGUCUGCGGAGUAACAUAAAGUACAACUCCAUCCCUGAUUGAUUCACCUUGCCUGAGAGGUGUGUAUUAAUAUUCUAUGAGGAUAUGAAAGCAACCACAUAUUGAUCUGUUUCUUGUCUAUAACCCUAGGUGCUCUUGAAAACCACACCAGAGCAGAUUGAUUCAACCGAAACCUAUCCCAUCCACUACACCAUAUGGAACAAGUCGUCAAAUGUUAAUUUGAAUGAUUGAAAAUCACUUAUAUUCUCAUUACGUUUACGGGGUUAUGCUGCUCUUGCACAGUUUUUAUCAGUUUAAUCAAUGCAAAUUAUAUUUUAUUUACAGUACGUGACAGCAUUUGAACUGUUAAUUCUUUGUGGAGAAGAUAUUCAUUACUAGACAGAGGAAAGGCAGGAAUUGUGGAGGUGAUUUGAAUUCUAUGGAUGUUCUUUAAUGGCAAAGGCCUCAUCAAUGCUCUCAUCCUCUUCCCAUUUUGUCAGUCUGUUUAUAGCAUUGUAGUUUGAUUUGAAAUCCUUUCAGAAUGCCUGAGCCUGUCGUCUUCAUAAAGCAUCUCAGAAAGUGCUGAUCUAGGAUCAGUUUUGCCUAAUUAGAUGUAAUGAAUAAGAUUUCAUGGACAUGGGGGUCUGAUCCUAGAUCAGCACUCUUCUCUGAGAUGCUUUAUUUAUGAAUACAGGCCAAGUAAGUCCUCUCUCUCUCCCAUGUUUUUUUCCAGAGCCGGAGCAUGAGCUGUUCCUGGUGUACGGUAAAGGUCGUCCAGGGGUCAUCCGAGGGAUGGACAUGAAUGCUAAGGUCCCAGACGAGUACAUGAUCCCCAUAGAGAACCUGAUGAACCCCAGAGCCCUGGACUUCCACUCAGACAGCGACUUCAUAUAUUUCGCUGACGCCACCAGCUACCUCAUUGGCCGCCAAAAGAUCGACGGCACAGAGAGAGACACCAUCCUGAAGGACGGUACAGUAACUGCCCUGCAUGGUGGCCAUUUUGGGGCAUCAUUACUGUAAUGGGGAGUAGUGGCCAUUUUGGCUCCAAAAUCAUGCUAGCAAUGUGUCUUGGCAGUUUAUGUUGUAUAAUAGGGCAACUGGCCUCUCACCACUUGUUCCUCUAUGUUCCAGGAAUCCACACAGUGGAGGGUAUAGCGGUGGACUGGAUGGCUGAUAACCUGUACUGGACGGACGACGGGCCCAAGAAGACCAUCAGUGUGGCCAGGCUGGAGAAGGCUUCCCAGACCCGCAAGACUCUCAUCGAGGGCAAGAUGACCCACCCCCGCGCCAUUGUAGUGGACCCCCUACACGGGUGAGAGAAGGAAGGUGGGAGGGAGAAAGGAAAGACAGAGGGAGAAGGGAAGGAGGCAUAGGGAUGGAGUGAUGCAUGGAAGAGUUUAGGUACAGUGGGGAAAAAAAGUCCUUGUUGGUAAUCAAGCCUACUACUGUUGUGUCAUCUGCAAACUUGAUGACUGAGUUGGAGGCAUGCUUGGCCACGCAGUCAUGGGUGAACAGGGAGUACAGGAGGGGGCUGAGCACGCACCCUUGUGGGGCCCAAGUGUUGAGGAUCAGCGAAGUGGAGGUGUUGUUUCCUACCGUCACCACCUGGGGGCGGCCCGUCAGGAAGUCCAGGAUCCAGUUGCACAGGGCGGGGUUGGUUCAGACCCAGGGCCUCGAGCUUAAUGAUGAGCUUGGAGGGUACUAUGGUGUUGAAUGCUGAGCUAUAGUCAAUGAAAAGCAGUCUGACAUACAGUGGGGAAAAAAAGUAUUUAGUCAGCCACCAAUUGUGCAAGUUCUCCCACUUAAAAAGAUGAGAGAGGCCUGUAAUUUUCAUCAUAGGUACACGUCAACUAUGACAGACAAAUUGAGGGGAAAAAAUCCAGAAAAUCACAUUGUAGGAUUUUUAAUGAAUUUAUUUGCAAAUUAUGGUGGAAAAUAAGUAUUUGGUCACCUACAAACAAGCAAGAUUUCUGGCUCUCACAGACCUGUAACUUGUAUUAAUGGCACCUGUUUGAACAGUCACACUCCAAACUCCACUAUGGCCAAAACCAAAGAGCUGUCAAAGACACCAGAAACAAAAUUGUAGACCUGCACCAGGCUGGGAAGACUGAAUCUGCAAUAGGUAAGCAGCUUGGUUUGAAGAAAUCAACUGUGGGAGCAAUUAUUAGGAAAUGGAAGACCACUGAUAAACUCCCUCGAUCUGGGGCUCCACGCAAGAUCUCACCCCGUGGGGUCAAAAUUAUCACAAGAACGGUGAGCAAAAAUCCCAGAACCACACGGGGGGACCUAGUGAAUGACCUGCAGAGAGCUGGGACCAAAGUAACAAAGCCUACCAUCAGUAACACACUACGCCGCCAGGGACUCAAAUCCUGCAGUGCAAGACGUGUCCCCCUGCUUAAGCCAGUACAUGUCCAGGCCCGUCUGAAGUUUGCUAGAGUGCAUUUGGAUGAUCCAGAAGAGGAUUGGGAGAAUGUCAUAUGGUCAGAUGAAACCAAAAUAGAACUUUUUGGUCAAAACUCAAUUCGUCGUGUUUGGAGGACAAAGAAUGCUGAGUUGCAUCCAAAGAACACCAUACCUACUGUGAAGCAUGGGGGUGGAAACAUCAUGCUUUGGGGCUGUUUUUCUGCAAAGGGACCAGGACGACUGAUCCGUAUAAAGGAAAGAAUGAAUGGGGCCAUGUAUCGUGAGAUUUUGAGUGAAAACCUCCUUCCAUCAGCAAGGGCAUUGAAGAUGAAACGUGGCUUGGUCUUUCAGCAUGACAAUGAUCCCAAACACACCACCCGGGCAACGAAGGAGUGGCUUCGUAAGAAGCAUUUCAAGGUCCUGGAGUGGCCUAGCCAGUCUCCAGAUCUCAACCCCAUAGAAAAUCUUUGGAGGGAGUUGAAAGUCUGUGUUGCCCAACGACAGCCCCAAAACAUCACUGCUCUAGAGGAGAUCUGCAUGGAGGAAUGGGCCAAAAUACCAGCAACAGUGUGUGAAAACCUUGUGAAGACUUACAGAAAACGUUUGACCUGUGUCAUUGCCAACAAAGGGUAUAUAACCAAGUAUUGAGAAACUUUUGUUAUUGACCAAAUACUUAUUUUCCACCAUAAUUUGCAAAUAAAUUCAUUCAAAAUCCUACAAUGUGAUUUUCUGGAUUUUGUUUUCCUCAUUUUGUCUGUCAUAGUUGACGUGUACCUAUGAUUAAAAUUACAGGCCUCUCUCAUCUUUUUAAGUGGGAGAACUUGCACAAUUGGUGGCUGACUAAAUACUUUUUUUCCCCACUGUAAUGGUUGUUUUGGGAUAGGUUUUUUUUGUUUGGAGGGGGUGUUGGGGUGAGAGAGUGUGGAUAUGAAGGAGGCAUGCCAGAGGUUUUACAGCCAUUAGCAGUAAAGUCUUACUGUGUGUGUGGUGGGACUGUCUGCUUCUUAAUAGAUUAUUUUGAUAUUCUACCAUGGGUGUGAGAUGUGGCUGGAAGAUGAUUGGAAAGUUGACGCUGGGGUGUGUGGGUUUCUGUGUGUGUGUCCAUGUUUGUUUGUGCAUUCAUACGUGACUACGUACAUGCAUACGUGUGUGUGUUUCUAUAUUUUCCUGUCACUGAUCCCCUACUUUCCGCUCACAGCACCUUAAAACAAUUCUAUCCCUCUCAAGUGUGUGUGUGCAUUGCGUUUGUUUGACCCAUUUGUUUAGUGUCUUUUCUUUUCUAUGGGAGAAGGGGGAGCGUCUUCACCAUGGUUUGUAACUUUGUAAAAACUGAAGAAAAGAAUUACUGAAGUUCAAAUGAAGGCGUUAGUCAGCAUAUUCACAGCCAGACUAGGGGACUAUCCCCUGUGGUGUGUGUGGGGGGGAGAGAUAAUAGAGUUCUACUCAAUCAGAUGUCAGCUGGGGCAGAAUAGCCCGGUCACGACAGACCAAAACACACACACACACCAUGCUCAUCCCCCUCCUCUCUCUCCCCAGGUGGAUGUACUGGACAGACUGGGAGGAGGACCCUAAGGAGAGUAAGAGAGGGAAGAUUGAGCGGGCCUGGAUGGACGGUUCUAACAGGAACGUGUUCCUGACCAGUAAGACGGUCCUGUGGCCCAACGGUCUGAGUCUGGACAUCCCACAGGGAAUCCUGUACUGGGUGGACGCAUACUAUGACCGCAUUGAGAUGGUCUACCUUAACAACACUGAACGCAAGGUCAGUCAGAAUGGUUACUAGCCCUAAAACGAACCCUAACCCCAACCCUAACGCUACUAUGACCGCAUCGGUAUUGUCUAUAGUACCUCAACAACUCAGAAUGCAAGGUCAGCACAUGACAAACAUUACCAUGAUAAUGUAUUACUACAAUAAGUAAUAAAGUUGAUUUAACACACCAAGUGAGAUUUGUAGUACAGUAUAAAACUGUAUAGUUAUUGUGGUCAGUGGUGAGACUAGGUACCGUAAUGAUACUGUAGUUGUCAUAGGGUUUAUUGGAUAUGCAGUCUGUGUGUACUGAACACAUCAACACCUGUAUUGUGUUGUUAUCAGACGGUAUAUGAGGGUCAGGAGUUGAACCACGCCUUCGGCCUGUGUCACUACAAACACUUCCUGUUCUGGAAUGAGUACCGCAGCGGUAGCAUCUACAAAUUGGACCAGGUCACCAAGACAGUCUCCCUGCUCCGCAAUGAACGACCUCCCAUCUUCGAGAUCCGCAUAUAUGACGCCCAGCAGCAGCAAGGUACAGGACACUAGUCUGUUCAUCCAUCUAUUCACCUAUCUAUCUAUCUAUCUAUCUAUCUAUCCAUCUAUCCAUCUAUCCAUCCAUACACACAUUAAUGUCUGAACAUAUCUCUCUACCCCUCUCUGUGUCUCUGUCUCUCUUGCUCUCGCUCUCGGUCUCUCGCGCUCUCGGUCUCUCGCGCUCUCUGUCUCUCGCGCUCUGUCUCUCGCACUCUGUCACUCGCGCUCUGUCUCUCUCGCUCUGUGUGCAGGUUCCAAUGCAUGUCGUGUGAAUAACGGGGGCUGCAGUAGUCUGUGUCUGGCCAUCCCUGAUGGGAGACAGUGUGCCUGUGCAGAGGACCAGCUACUGGAUGACGAAGACAACACCAGCUGUAAAGGUGAGAGGUCAGGGAGCAGGGGUCAGCUACAGGAGAGCAGGAGUUUAAAUUCAAUACUAUACUCCCAUAAUGUGCAUGUGCACGCAUGUGUGUGAAAGAUCAUGUGGAAGGGAAUUUUGUCACAUGCUACCAUCAUCAGGGUUUAUAGAGAUUAGCCUAGGAUUAAACUGUAUUUCAAAGUUGAACUGUCAAAAGUGUGUGUGUGUGCGAGAGAGAGGGAGAGAGGAGCAUGGAGCAGUCAGCCCAGAGUUUGGUGUUGUGGAGGGGGGAUUAGGGACUGACAGUAGGCCUGACACACACACACACUGGGCUCAUAAUUUGUAAGUCGCUCUGGAUAAGAGCGUCUGCUAAAUGACGUAAAUGUAAAUGUUGGCUCACUGCUCUGACAGGGUUUGUGUUUGUUGUAGACUGCUGAUGUGACAGAAUAUUAGCUAGUAAUCUCACUGUCCCGCUCCACUCAUUUAGCUUUGUUGGAGAAAUGUGUUAUUUGAAUGCUCAACCUCUCUCUUUCUCUUUCUCUUUCUCUUUCUCUUUCUCUUUCUCUUCUCUCUCUCUCUCUCUCUUCUCUUUCUCUCUCUCUCUCUCUCUCUCUUUCCCUUUCCCAGUCAACCCGUCCUACAUCCCGCCUCCUCAGUGUCAGCCCGGGGAGUUUGCCUGUAAGAACAACCGCUGUAUCCAGGAGCGAUGGAAGUGUGACGGUGACAACGACUGUCUGGACAACAGUGACGAGGCCCCUGAGCUCUGCCGUGAGUAUACGACACACUGAUUGUAGAACAACUACAGUGCCUUGCAAAAGUAUUCAUCCCUCUUGGCAUUUUAUCUAUUUUGUUGCAUUGCAACCUGUAAUUUCAAUGGAUUUUUAUUUGGAUUUCAUGUAAUGGACAUACACAAAAUGUACAUUUACAUUACAUUUAGCAGACGCUCUUAACCAGAGCGACUUUUACAAAUUGGUGCAUUCACCUUAUGAUAGCCAGUGGGACAACCACUUUACAAAAAUUAAAUAAAUAAAAUGUUAUCAAUUUCUAUUAGUAUAAUGUUUUUUUUAUUAUAAAUUUUUUUUGGUCAAAUAAUUUUAGAGUAUGUUUUUUAAUUUUAAUUUGUUUUUUUAUAUAUAUAUAUAUAUAUAUAGUAGUUUUAUUUUUUGUUGUUUAUUUAUAUAUAUAUAUUUUUUUUUUUUUUGGGGGGGGGGGGGGUAGAAGGAUUACUUUUAUACUAUCCCAAAAUAGUCCAAAUUGGUGAAGUGAAAUGAAAAAAAUAACUUGUUUCAAAAAAAUCUAAAAAUAAAUCAGGGACAAAGUUGUGGAGAAGUACAGAUCAGAAGUACAGAUCAGGGUUGGGUUCUAAAAAAAUAUCAGAAACUUUGAACAUCCCACGGAUCACCAUUAAAUCUAUUAUUAAAAAAUGGAAAGAAUUUGGCACCACAACAAACCUGCCAAGAGUGGGCCGCCCACCAAAACUCACGGACCAGGCAAGGUGAGCAUUAAUCAGAGAGGCAACAAAGAGACCAAAUAUAACCCUGAAGGAGCUGCAAAGCUCCACAGCAACAAAAAAAAAAGCCAUUGCUUAAAGAAAAAAAUAAGCGAACACGUUUGGUGUUCGCCAAAAGGCAUGUGGGAGAUUGCCCAAACAUAUGGAAGAAGGUACUCUGGUCAGAUGAGACUAAAAUUGAGCUUUUUGGCCAUCAAGGAUAACGCUAUGUCUGGCGCAAACCCAAUACCUCUCAUCACCCCAAGAACACCAUCACCACAGUGAAGCAUGGUGGUGGCAGCAUCAUGCUGUGGGGAUGUUUUUCAUCGGCAGGGACUGGGAAACUGGUCAGAAUUGAAGGAAUGAUGGAUGGUUGAUACAGGGAAUUUCUUGAGGGAAACCUGUUUCAGUCUUCCAGAGAUUUGAGACUGGGACGGAAGUUCACCUUCCAGCAGGACAAUGACCCUAAGCAUACUGCUAAAGCAACACUCGAUGUGGUUUAAGGGGAACAUUUAAAUGUCUUGGAAUGGCCUAGUCAAAGCCCAGACCUCAAUCCAAUUGAGAAUCUGUGGGAUGACUUAAAGAUUGCUGUACACCAGUGGAACCAAUCCAACUUGAAGGAGCUGGCGCAGUUUUGCCUUGAAGAAUGGGCAAAAAUCCCAGUGGCUAGAUGUGCCAAGCUUAGAGACAUACCCCAAGAGACUUGCAGCUGUAAUUGCUGCAAAAGGUGGCUCUACAAAGUAUAGACUUUGGGGGGGUGAAUAGUUAUGCACGCACAAGUUUUCUUAUUCUUAUUUCUUGUUUGUUUCACCCCAAAAAAUAUUUUGCAUCUUCAAAGCCGUAGGCAUGUUGUGUAAAUGAAAUGAUACAACCCCCCCCAAAAAUCAAUUUUAAUUCCAGGUUGUAAGGCAACAAAAUAGGAAAAAUGCCAAGGGGGGUGAAUACUUUCACAAGCCACUGUACCUUUCCUCUGGUCUCAGUGCUGCUGGAUACAGAUGGCCCUUCAGUAUUUCAGUUUGAAAGUCUGUUGAUGCCAGAAUGAAUUGAGAAACGACAGACUUUGUGUGUUUAUGUUUGCAGUGCACAUGCUUGAGAGAGUGUGUGUGCGCUUGUGUUUACGCAUGUAUUUGCGUGUGUGUGUUUUUUGUGCGUGCGGGGGAAUGUUGGUGGUUCUGGAAAAAGCUUGGUCUGUCUGUAGUCAGAUUGCAGACAGGCUCCACUUCCAGACAAAACACAAGCCUAGUCAGUCUGUCUGUCUGCCCUCUUACACUCUGUACCCCUGCUCUCCCCCUCUAUCCUUCCUCCAUCAAUCCAUCAUCCCUCCAUACUCCCUCUUCCUUCUCUCCCCAUCCCUCCCUCCAUAUUUCCCUCCCUCCAUCCAUCUCUCCCUUCUCUUCCUCCAUAUCUCCCUCCAGACCAGCACACCUGUCCCACUGAUAAGUUUAAGUGUCAGAACAACCGCUGUAUCCCUCUGCGCUGGCUGUGUGAUGGAGACAACGACUGUGGCAAAGACGAGGAUGAGUUCAACACCACCUGCUCUGGUAGGACGUACACACACUCAAAGAUGUACACACACACAGUUACAUAAGGUGCACACACACACACACGUAACACACUCAUACACAUAUUCUGUACAGACACGCACUAUUUUCUAUUUCUUUCUCUAUUUCUCUUUCACUGUCUCUCUCUCUGUCUCUCUCUCUCUCUCUGUAGUACACAUCAUUCAGACAAUGGUUGUUGAGGGCUGACCUUUCUCUCAGCCUCGCACAGUGUACAUGGCUGUAGGGCUAAGUGCUCCCGAGAUGCUCAAAAUGCCAUUUGACGUUUCCCGUGACUCCAACUACUGUUAUAAUAUUUCAAAGGGCAACCUAAUAACAUCCUAUUGAAGUCAUUCUCCUGAGGAGAUAGUUUAGUAAUCUCAGCGACCCCACCCCACACUCCUAUUGUUUCAGCUCGCACCUGCCCCCCCAACCAGUACUCGUGUGCCAGUGGUCGCUGUAUCCCCAUCUCCUGGACAUGUGACCUUGACGAUGACUGUGGGGACCGAUCAGACGAGCCUGCAUCAUGUGGUGGGUCACCUGCCUCAACGUCACCUUUGACCCUUAUGUUUCUCUUAUGCUACAACACACAGAACAUUAUCUUCUGUUAAAAGACUAAGCACAAUACCCAUAUCACUGAAACCCAGGCUCACAGGGAGGCCGGGAUUUAUCAUGGUUAUAGCUAGUGAAGUAGUUAGUUACUGCUGGGUUCUUUCUUAUGACGCUAAGCUCUCUCUCUCUUCCAUUCUCUCUCUCCAUCCAGCCUACCCCACCUGUUUCCCUCUCACCCAGUUCAUCUGCAAUAACGGACGCUGCAUCAACAUCAACUGGCGCUGUGACAAUGGUGAGUCUCUCCUUCCUCCUCUUCAUCUUCGUCCUACUGUGUGUGCUUGUGUGUGUGUCUCCCAGUCAUCAUCAUCAGUUUUAUCAAUGGCUCGUUGCUACGCAUGUCAUUUGAUGUCCACCUACCUCCUUCUUGCUACAGCUUUCUUUUCUCUAUUUGGCAAGGAUGUUUGUGUGUUGUGCGUUUCUUCUCUCAUUGUAAUUGGCUCAUUGUGUCUGUUGUUGUUGUUCCAUGUGUGUUGUUGUCGUGCCGUGCGCCCACUCCGCUGUCUCUCCGUUGGUUUCUUUGUUUCAGAAAAGGAUUGUGGGGACGGCUCUGAUGAGUUGAAUUGUCCAAACCCGACUGGUUAGUGCAUAGAUCAACAUGCACCAUAGCCACAGCUAGAGGCUAGCCAGGGCUCGCUAGGGGGGGAAGACAUGCUACUGUAGGGAGAACCAGGGCUGCUUCCCUUACUAACGGCAGCUUUACCCUUUAACAAUAGUUAAUUAUUCAUCUCAAUGCAAUGAUAAUGGAGGCUCUUACUGCUUCUACUUAUGCAGGAGAAAUACCUUUUCUAUUGUAAUUGGAUUGGACAAGAAUCAAAGACAGAGAGAACAUAGGUUGUUCGUGGUGGUGAGGUAUUAUCAGUAUUGAGCAAGGACCAGUUGGAUUAUCUGUAAUAGUGUGCUUACUGUCUAUGUAUCUGACAGUGGACAAUAUUAAGGUUUAGUUACCAGAAGAACCUCCCUGUUAGAAGUGCUUAGAUAAGGAAGGGUUUGGGGAAGCAUCUCCUCUGCUGCCAAGCUCAAUGUAUCAGUGCUGGGUACAUUCACUCAUGGUGCAUGGUCUGAUCUAUGUAGUUUCUGUGAUUACUCUUCUCCUUUUCCUCACAUUGAAAUUCAUUUGUAAACGUACUGUUAAGUGUUUUGUAUGUGAGUAUGUAUUUUAUGUUGUGGAGAGUAAUGGGAAUUGCAUUGUGAACAAUAGUUCUCUAACAGCUAUUUACUUUAACUUCAAUGUUGUCUGAGUGGAGAGAUCAUUGACAGUGUUCUUCAUAACUAACGUAAAUGACCAGGUACAUAUAACCUGGGUGAUUUGUUUUAGCCUUUCCUUAUAGUGUAUGUUGUGUGUAUGACUGGUGUGAGGUAGAGGUUUGACUGUGUUUGCCUUACAGACAACGACUGUGGGGACAACAGUGAUGAGGCAGGCUGCAGCCAUUCCUGCUCCAGUGCCCAGUUCAAGUGUAACAGCGGCCGCUGCAUCCCUGACUACUGGACCUGCGACGGGGACAAUGACUGUAGAGACUACAGCGACGAGACCCACGCCAACUGCACCAAUCAGGGUGAGUGUCAACUCUGUAACCCGCCAAUUACUGUCUGUGAGAGCUUUACCCACCAAUCCUUGUGUAAACUCUAACUCACCAAUCAUUGAGUGUCGACUACAUGACCCACCAUCCAGGGUGAGUGUCAGAUCCGAAACCCGCUGAUCACUGCCUGUGCAUGUCAGCUCCGUAACGCACCAACCAGGACAACUUAAUGUGAUAUUACUGUAUGUGCUAUAGGCUACCUAAAUGAAGGGGUUAAUCUCUACGACAGGCUGUGGGCUUAUAGAUAGCUGUUGACUGUUUGAAACCUCAGUACUUCAUGUCCCAAGCAGUGCAACAAACACUACUUUACCCCAUCUCUCCAUCUAUCUUGUAAACCUGCUAGUACAUUAUCUCCUUCUAACAUAUUAUUAAGACUUGGGGGAAACAACCUCACUAUUUAUACUCCAAACACUGUAUCUGAUUAGGUCCUGCUGUUUGUUGUUUACUUGGUAGAUAAUUCUAGAAGGCCUCACCUGAAAAUUCUACUUUCCUGUGGUCGACUCCAAACCACUUUAUUACAUUUACGUAGGAUCUGAGCCAAAAGAAACAAAGUAUUUGAGAAACAGAAAAGUUUAAGAUGAUCGACUAUCGUGGGCGUUUUGGGUAAACAUUUCUUUAUCUUCCAACUACACUGUGGCCUGUAACCAGAGAACUAGGAUCCCAGCCAGCCCGCUUCUCCCUCCCAUGUGGUGCUGGCUAAUGGGCUUGUCCAGGUUUGGCUCCCACCGCAGUGCACAGGGAAUGCUGAGCUUUUAAUGAAGGUCAGAGGAGGGCAGGCAGGCAGAAUGCAUCAGGAAGAGCUUUCACACAGCUCUUUUACACACAUCCCAGUCUGCUGUCCCCACAUGCUUUAAGAUGGCCACCAUUGUUCCUGUACCGAAGAAAGCAAAGGUAACUGAACUAAAUUACUAUCGCCCCGUAGCACUCACCUCUGUCAUCAUGAAGUGCUUUGAGAGACUAGUCAAAGAUCAUAUCACCUCUACCUUACCUGUCACCCUAGACCCACUUCAAUUUGCUUACUGCCCCAAUAGAUCCACAGACGAUGCAAUCGCCAUCACACUGCACACUGCCCUAUCCCAUCUGGACAAGAGGAAUACCUACAGUGGGGAAAAAAGUAUUUAGUCAGCCACCAAUUGUGCAAGUUCUCCCACUUAAAAAGAUGAGAGAGGCCUGUAAUUUUCAUCAUAGGUACACGUCAACUAUGACAGACAAAAUGAGAAAAAUAAUUCCAGAAAAUCACAUUGUAGGAUUUUUAAUGAAUUUAUUUGCAAAUUAUGGUGGAAAAUAAGUAUUUGGUCAAUAACAAAAGUUUCUCAAUACUUUGUUAUAUACCCUUUGUUGGCAAUGACACAGGUCAAACGUUUUCUGUAAGUCUUCACAAGGUUUUCACACACUGUUGCUGGUAUUUUGGCCCAUUCCUCCAUGCAGAUCUCCUCUAGAGCAGUGAUGUUUUGGGGCUGUCGCUGGGCAACACGGACUUUCAACUCCCUCCAAAGAUUUUCUAUGGGGUUGAGAUCUGGAGACUGGCUAGGCCACUCCAGGACCUUGAAAUACUUCUUACGAAGCCACUCCUUCGUUGCCCGGGUGGUGUGUUUGGGAUCAUUGUCAUGCUGAAAGACCAAGCCACGUUUCAUCUUCAAUGCCCUUGCUGAUGGAAGGAGGUUUUCACUCAAAAUCUCACGAUACAUGGCCCCAUUCAUUCUUUCCUUUACACGGAUCAGUCGUCCUGGUCCCUUUGCAGAAAAACACCCCCAAAGCAUGAUGUUUCCACCCCCAUGCUUCACAGUAGGUAUGGUGUUCUUUAGAUGCAACUCAGCAUUCUUUGUCCUCCAAACACGACGAGUUGAGUUUUGACCAAAAAGUUCUAUUUUGGUUUCAUCUGACCAUAUGACAUUCUCCCAAUCCUCUUCUGGAUCAUCCAAAUGCACUCUAGCAAACUUCAGACGGGCCUGGACAUGUACUGGCUUAAGCAGGGGGACACGUCUGGCACUGCAGGAUUUGAGUCCCUGGCGGCGUAGUGUGUUACUGAUGGUAGGCUUUGUUACUUUGGUCCCAGCUCUCUGCAGGUCAUUCACUAGGUCUCCCCGUGUGGUUCUGGGAUUUUUGCUCACCGUGAUCAUUUUGACCCCACGGGGUGAGAUCUUGCGUGGAGCCCCAGAUCGAGGGAGUUUAUCAGUGGUCUUCCAUUUCCUAAUAAUUGCUCCCACAGUUGAUUUCUUCAAACCAAGCUGCUUACCUAUUGCAGAUUCAGUCUUCCCAGCCUGGUGCAGGUCUACAAUUUUGUUUCUGGUGUCUUUGACAGCUCUUUGGUUUUGGCCAUAGUGGAGUUUGGAGUGUGACUGUUUGAGGUUGUGGACAGGUGUCUUUUAUACUGAUAACAAGUUCAAACAGGUGCCAUUAAUACAAGUUACAGGUCUGUGAGAGCCAGAAAUCUUGCUUGUUUGUAGGUGACCAAAUACUUAUUUUCCACCAUAAUUUGCAAAUAAAUUCAUUAAAAAAUCCUACAAUGUGAUUUUCUGGAUUUUUUUUCCUCAAUUUGUCUGUCAUCGUUGACGUGUACCUAUGAUGAAAAUUACAGGCCUCUCUCAUCUCUCUCAUUUUAAGUGGGAGAACUUGCACAAUUGGUGGCUGACUAAAUACUUUUUUUCCCCACUGUAUGUCAGACUGCUUUUCAUUGACUAUAGCUCAGCAUUCAACACCAUAGUACCCUCCAAGCUCAUCAUUAAGCUCGAGGCCCUGGGUCUGAACCAACCCCGCCCUGUGCAACUGGAUCCUGGACUUCCUGACGGGCCGCCCCCAGGUGGUGAUGGUAGGAAACAACACCUCCACUUCGCUGAUCCUCAACACUUGGGCCCCACAAGGGUGCGUGCUCAGCCCCCUCCUGUACUCCCUGUUCACCCAUGACUGCGUGGCCAAGCACGCCUCCAACUCAGUCAUCAAGUUUGCAGAUGACACAACAGUAGUAGGCUUGAUUACCAACAAUGAUGAGACAGCCUACAGGGAGGAGAUGAGGGCUCUGGGAGUGUGGUGCCAGGAAAAUAACCUCUCACUCAACAUCAACAAAACAAAGGAGAUGAUCGUGGACAUCAGGAAACAGCAGAGGGUGCACCCCCCUAUCCACAUCGACAGGACUGCAGUGGAGAAGGUGGAAAGCUUCGUUUCUUGGCGUACACAUCACUGACAAACUGAAAUGGUCCACCCACGCAGACAGUGUGGUGAAGAAGGAGCAACAGAGCCUCAACCUCAGGAGGCUGAAGAAAUUCGGCUUGGCACCUAAAACCCUCACAAACUUUUACAGAUGCACAAUUGAGAGCAUCCUGUUGGGCUGUAUCACCGCCUGGUACAGCAACUGCACCGCCCGCAACCGCAGGGCUCUCCAGAGGGUAGUGCGGUCUGCCGAACGCAUUACCGGGGCCAAACUAACCGCCCUCCAGGACACCUACAGCACCCGAUUUCACAGGAAGACCAAAACGAUCAUCAAGGACAUCAACCACCCGAGCCACUGCCUGUUCACCCCGCUAUCAUCCAGAAGGCGAGGUCAGUACAGGUGCAUCAAAGCUGGGACCGAGAGACUGAAAAACAGCUUCUAUCUCAAGGCCAUCAGACUGUUAAAUAGCCAUCACUAGCACAUUAGAGGCUGAUGCUGCCUAUAGAAAUCACUGGCCACUUCAAGAAAUGAACACUAUUCUUUUUAUUUUAGUCAUUUUAGCAGACGCUCUUAUCCGGAGCGACUUACAGUUAGUGAGUGCAUACAUUUUCACUAGUCACUUUAAUAAUGUUUACAUAUCUUGCAUUACUCAUCUCAUAUGUAUAUACUGUAUUCUAUAAUAUUCUACUGUAUCUCAGUCCAUGCCGCUCUGUCAUUGCUCUUCCAUAUAUGUAUAUACAGUUGAAGUCGGAAGUUUACAUACACUUAAAUUGGAGUCAUUAAAACUUGUUUUUAACCACUCCACAAAUUUCUUGUUAACAAACUAUAGUUUUGGCAAGUCGGUUAGGACAUCUACUUUGUGCAUGACACAAGUAAUUUUUCCAACAAUUGUUUACAGACAGAUUAUUUGACUUAUAAUUCACUGUAUCACAAUUCCAGUGGGUCAGAAGUUUACAUACACCAAGUUGACGGUGCCUUUAAACAGCUUGGAAAAUUCCAGAAAAUGAUGUCAUAGCUUUAGAAGCUUCUGAUAGGCUAAUUGUCAUAAUUUGAGUCAAUUGGAGGUGUACCUGUCGAUGUAUUUCAAGGCCUACCUUCAAACUCAGUGCCUCUUAGCUUGACAUCAUGGGAAAAUCUAAAGAAAUCAGCCAAGACCUCAGAUAAAAGAUUGUAGACCUCCACAAGUCCUUGGGAGCAAUUUCCAAACGCCUGAAGGUACCACGUUCAUCUGUACAAACAAUAGUACGCAAGUAUAAACACCAUGGGACCACGCAGCCGUCGUACUGCUCAGGAAGGAGACUCGUUCUGUCUCUGAGAGAUUAACGUACUUUGGUGCGAAAAGUGCAAAUCAAUCCCAGAACAAAAGCAAAGGACCUUGUGAAGAUGCUGGAGGAAACAGGUACAAAAGUAUCUAUAUCCACAGUAAAACGAGUCCAAAUCGACAUAACCUGAAAGGUCGCUCAGCAAGGAAGAAGCCACUACUCCAAAACUGCCAUAAAAAAGCCAGACUACGGUUUGCAACUGCACAUGGGGACAAAGAUCGUACUUUUGGAGAAAUGUCCUCUGGUCUGAUGAAACAAAAAUAGAACUGUUUGGCCAUAAUGACCAUCGUUAUGUUUGGAGGAAAAUGGGGGUCUUGCAAGCCCAAGAACACCAUCCCAACCGUGUAGCACGGGGUGGCAGCAUCAUGCUGUGGGGGUGCUUUGCUGCAGGAGGGACUGGUGCACUUCACAAAAUAGAUGAUGGCAUCAUGAGGAAGGAAAAUUAUGUGGAUAUAUUGAAGCAACAUCUCAAGACAUCAGUCAGGAAGUUAAAGCUUGGUCACAAAUGGGUCUUCCAAAUGGACAAUGACCCCAAGCAUACUUCCAAAGUUGUGGCAAAAUGGCUUAAGGACAACAAAGUCAAGGUAUUGGAAUGGCCAUCACAAAGCCCUGACCUCAAUCCUAUAGAACAUUUGUGGGCAGAACUGAAAAAGCGUGUGUGAGCAAGGAGUCCUACAAACCUGAUUCAGUUACACCAGCUCUGUCAGGAUGAAUGGGCCAAAAUUCACCCAACUUAUUGUGGGAAGCUUGUGGAAGGCUACCCAAAACGUUUGACCCAAGUUAAACAAUUUAAAGGCAAUGCUACCAAAUACUAAUUGAGUGUAUGUAAACUUCUGACCCACUGGGAAUGUAAUGAAAGAAAUAAAAGCUGAAAUAAAUCAUUCUCUCUACUAUUAUUCUGACAUUUCACAUUCUUAAAAUAAAGUGGUGAUCCUAACUGACUUAAGACAGGGACUUGUUGCUAGGAUUAAAUGUCACGAAUUGUGAAAAACUGAGUUUAAAUGUAUUUGGCUAAGGUGUAUGUAAACUUCCGACUUCAACUGUAUGUACAGUGGGGAUAACAAGUAUUUGAUACACUGCCGAUUUUGCAGGUUUUCCUACUUACAAAGCAUGUAGAGGUCUGUAAUUUUUUAUCAUAGGUACACUUCAACUGUGAGAGACGGAAUCUAAAACAAAAAUCCAGAAAAUCACAUUGUAUGAUUUUUAAGUAAUGAAUUAGCAUUUUAUUACAUUACAUAAGUAUUUGAUAUAUCAGAAAAGCAGAACUUAAUAUUUGGUACAGAAACCUUUGUUUGCAAUUACAGAGAUCAUACGUUUCCUGUAGGUCUUGACCAGGUUUGCACACACUGCAGCAGGGAUUUUGGCCCACUCCUCCAUACAGACCUUCUCCAGAUCCUUCAGGUUUCGGGGCUGUCGCUGGGCAAUACGGACUUUCAGCUCCCUCCAAAGAUUUUCUAUUGGGUUCAGGUCUGGAGACUGGCUAGGCCACUCCAGGACCUUGAGAUGCUUCUUACGGAGCCACUCCUUAGUUGCCCUGGCUGUGUGUUUCGGGUCGUUGUCAUGCUGGAAGACCCAGCCACGACCCAUCUUCAAUGCUCUUACUAAGGGAAGGAGGUUGUUGGCCAAGAUCUCGCGAUACAUGGCCCCAUCCAUCCUCCCCUCAAUAUGGUGCAGUCGUCCUGUUCCCUUUGCAGAAAAGCAUCCCCAAAGAAUGAUGUUUCCACCUCCAUGCUUCACGGUUGGGAUGGUGUUCUUGGGGUUGUACUCAUCCUUCUUCUUCCUCCAAACACGGCGAGUGGAGUUUAGACCAAAAAGCUCUAUUUUUGUCUCAUCAGACCACACAACCUACUUCCAUUCCUCCUCUGGAUCAUCCAGAUGGUCAUUGGCAAACUUCAGACGGGCCUGGACAUGCGCUGGCUUGAGCAGGGGGACCUUGCGUGCGCUGCAGGAUUUUAAUCCAUGACGGCGUAGUGUGUUACUAAUGGUUUUCUUUGAGACUGUGGUCCCAGCUCUCUUCAGGUCAUUGACCAGGUCCUGCCGUGUAGUUCUGGGCUGAUCCCUCACCUUCCUCAUGAUAAUUGAUGCCCCACGAGGUGAGAUCUUGCAUGGAGCCCCAGACCGAGGGUGAUUGACCGUCAUCUUGAACUUCUUCCAUUUUCUAAUAAUUGCGCCAACAGUUGUUGCCUUCUCACCAAGCUGCUUGCCUAUUGUCCUGUAGCCCAUCCCAGCCUUGUGCAGGUCUACAAUUUUAUCCCUGAUUUCCUUACACAGCUCUCUGGUCUUGGCCAUUGUGGAGAGGUUGGAGUCUGUUUGAGUGUGUGGACAGGUGUCUUUUAUACAGGUAACGAGUUCAAACAGGUGCAGUUAAUACAGGUAAUGAGUGGAGAACAGGAGGGCUUCUUAAAGAAAAACUAACAGGUCUGUGAGAGCCGGAAUUCUUACUGGUUGGUAGGUGAUCAAAUACUUAUGUCAUGCAAUAAAAUGCAAAUGAAUUAUUUAAAAAUCAUACAAUGUGAUUUUCUGGAUUUUUGUUUUAGAUUCCGUCUCUCACAGUUGAAGUGUACCUAUGAUAAAAAAUUACAGACCUCUACAUGCUUUGUAAGUAGGAAAACCUGCAAAAUCGGCAGUGUAUCAAAUACUUGUUCUCCCCACUGUAUAUAUGUGUGUGUGUGUGUGUAUGUAUGUAUAUAUAUAUAUAUAUAUAUAUAACACACACACACACACACAGUGCCUUCGGAAAGUAUUCAGACCCCUUGACUUUUUCCACAUUUUGUUGAGUUACAGCCUUGUUCUAAAAUGGAUUAAAUUAGAUUUUUUCCCUCAUCAAUCCACACACAAUACCCCAUAAUGACAAAGCGAAAACAGGUUUUUAGAAAUGUUUGCAAAUGUAUUUUUAAAAAAUAUACCUUAUUCACAUAAGUAUUACAUUUUUUUAUAUCAGGUGCAUCCUGUUUUCAUCCUUGAGAUGUUUCUACAACUUCGUUGGUGUUGACCUGUGGUAAAUUCAAUUGAUUGGAAAUGAUUUCGAAAGGCACACACCUGUCUAUAUAAGGUCCCACAGUUGACAGUGCAUGUCAGAGCAAAAACCACGCCAUGAGGUCGAAGGAAUUGUCUGUAGAGCUCCUAGACAGGAUUGUUUCGAGGCACAGAUCUGGGGAAGGGUACUAAAAAAUGUCUUCAGCAUUGAAGGUCCCCAAGAACACAGUGGUCUCAUCAUUCUUAAAUGGAAGAAGUUUGGAACCACCAAGACUCAUCCUAGAGCUGGCCUCCCGGCCAAACUGAGCAAUCGGCGGAGAAGGGCCUUGGUCAGGGAGGUGACCAAGAACCCAAUGGUCACUCUGAUAGAGCUCCAGAGUUCCUCUGUGGAGAUGGGAGAACCUUCCAGAAGGAUAACCAUCUCUGCAGAACUCAACCAAUCAGGCCUUUAUGGUAGAGUGGCCAGACGGAAGCCACUUGUCAGUAAAAGGCACAUGACAGCCUGCUAGGAGUUUGCCAAAAGGCACCUACUUGCAGACCAUGAGAAACAAGAUUCUCUGGUCUGAUGAAACCAAGAUUUAAUUUUUUGUCCUGAAUGCCAAGCGUCACAUCUGGAGGAAACCUGGCACCAUCCCUACUGUGAAGCAUGGUGGUGGCAGCAUCAUCCUGUGGGGAUGUUUUUCAGCAGCAGGGACUGGGAGACUAGUCAGGAUCGAAGGAAAGAUUAACGGAGCAAAGUACCGAGAGAUCCUUGAUAAAAACCUGUUCCAGAGUGCUCAGGACCUGACUGGGGCGAAGGUUCAACUUCCAACAGGACAACGACCCUAAGCACACAGCCAAGACAAUGCAGGAGUGGCUUCGGACAAGUACAGGUGUGCCAAGUUUGUAGCGUCAUACCCAAGAAGGCUUGAGGCUGUAAUUACAUUUACAUUUUAGUCAUUUAGCAGACGCUCUUAUCCAGAGCGACUUACAGUUAGUGAGUGCAUACAUUAUUAUUAUUUUAUUUUAAAUUUUUUCAUACUGGCCCCCCGUGGGAAUCAAACCCACAACCCUGGCGUUGCAAAUGCCAUGCUCUACCAACUGAGCUACAUCCCUGCCGGCCAUUCCCUCCCCUACCCUGGACGACGCUGGGCCAAUUGUGCGCCGCCCCAUGGGUCUCCCGGUCACGGCCAGCUACGACAGAGCCUGGAUCUCUGCCAAAGGUGCUUGAACAAAGUAUUGAGUAAAGGGUCUUAAUACUUAUGUAAAUGUGAUAUUUCAGUUUUGUUAUUUUUUGAGUACAUUUGCAAACAUUUCUAAAAACAUUCUGGUUUUGGCGGAUGCCAGGAGAACGCUACCUGCCCGAAUGCAUCGUGCCGACUGUAAAGUUUGGUGGAGGAGGGAUAAUGGUCUGGGGCUGUUUUUCAUUGUUCGAGCUAGGCCCUUUAUUUACGAUGAAGGGAAAUCUUAACGCUACAGCAUACAAUGACAUUCUAGACGAUUCUGUGCUUCCAACUUUGUGGCACACACACACAAGGUCUAUGGUGAAUACACACAUGUGUGCAUGCGCGCAUACACACGCACACAUCAGUGCCAGCCAUUGACCUUUUGAUGUCUGAGUCUUUCAGUGAUUCCCUUAAUCACCAAUGUCACUGAUGGCUCUAUUGGUAAUCCACUGGAGCAUGGCCUCUGUGUGAGAGCUGUAUCCCUCAGUGCUCUGCAUCACCCUGGCAUUGUGGCACUGCCAACCCUUGACUCAUGGGCGUCUUUGGGUCAUUGAUUUCCAUUCAUUUAGCCGUGCCAGGUUGUAAGUGAAUGUCAGCAUUUUAUUAAUAAUGUGAUUUGAUAUAUUAUUGUGUGUAUGAAUGGAACACUCCCUCUUUGUCUCAUGGAAUUUUCAAGCCUCUACUAACCUCUGAGGUCCACACACGUGCCAAAACCUUAGCCUACGUAUGCCAUCUGGGUGUCCGACUAUGCCAGCUGCUUAUUGGUUUCGCAGUCCCUUUGAUUUUUCAUUGAGUGAAUAGUAAGUGAAUUGUGUUCAUCAUUGAAGCAUGAUGUUCUGUUAAAAUGUGUUCCCUGUGAUAAAGAGUGUCCUUGUUUCCCAUUGGAGCCCCACAGUGGGAGAGAGGAGAGGUAGUGAAUUACAUUGUGUGCUGUGAGAGCUCUGUCCUAAUAAAGCCUGUGAUUAUGUCACGAUCACUAUGACCAUCAUGCAGCAUCGUUCGUUACCGUUACUCAGUUACACAAACUCAGCCAACUUUUACAAAAGGAUGAAAAUAUAUCAAUUUUACAAAAGGCAGGGCCCUCAGUUUUUCCUAACAAUGUGACCUGACCAAGAAAAAGUUAUUGCUUAUAACAAGGGCCCAGAGUUUUUGCCGAUCUGUUCACAUGGUCAGGAAAAACUGAUCCUGUGAUGUUUUGUUACGUUUCCAUUUCUGUUCAUGUUGUUUUAAGUGUUGUUUCAGUGAUCUAAAACUCCUCAUCCCCCUCUCUCCCUCCCCAGCCACGCGUCCUCCUGGUGGCUGUCACACGGAUGAGUUCCAGUGUCGUAUGGACGGCCUGUGCAUCCCCAUGCGCUGGCGCUGCGACGGGGACACAGACUGCAUGGACCUGAGCGACGAGAAGAACUGCGAAGGCGUCACACACAUGUGUGACCCCGCCGUCAAGUUUGGUUGCAGGGACUCUGGUGAGGAGGAUGGGGAUGUUUGUGUCACAGCAAUAAAGAGGAAAUUAGGGGAGUCUAAAUGAGAGGGGAGAGAAUGGAUGACUGGGUUAUUUGCUGGUUGUAAAACAUAACUGUAACAGUAUUGAAAUGGGUAGCUUAGCAUUAUCUGGUGGAGAUGAAGGACUGGAUUUGGUUUUAGCUGCUGUGAAAAACUGUUGGGCAUAUUUGUUGUUGUUAUGGACAGUAUCUGCCUGUAAGGUCAGACUUCUGACCUUUCCCCUAUGACCUGUCCCCAGCCCGCUGUAUCAGUAAGGCCUGGGUGUGCGACGGGGACAGUGAUUGUGAGGACAACUCUGAUGAAGACAACUGUGAGGCGUUGGUGUGUAAGCUCUCCCACCAUGUGUGUGCCAACGACUCCACCAUCUGUCUGCCUGCUGAGAAGCUGUGUGACAGCACUGACGACUGCCCCGACGGCUCGGAUGAGAAACUAUGUGGUAAGACCUGCUGCUAUUAAAAACAACAUUACCCAGGGUGCACUGCAAGAUAGAACAAGGAUCCCACUGCUGACACCAAUGAGCCAGAGAAAAACCUUGAGCUGUCAUGAAUGUUUAUGAUACCGGAUGUGUCAUUAUUAUGACAGAGAGCUCAAGAACUGUGUUAUCCCAUUUGUUUUAGUUCAGUGUCACCUCUCUGCUUAACACCCAUCUCUCUUUUUCCCCUUUUCCCUGCAGACCUGUGCUCACUGGAUAACGGGGACUGCAGCCAUAACUGUACGGUAGCCCCCGGUGAGGGCGUGGUGUGUUCCUGCCCCCUGGGCAUGGAGUUGGGCUCCGACAACAAGACCUGUCAGAUCCAGAGCUUCUGUGCCAAACACCUGAAGUGCAGCCAGCGCUGUGAACAGGACAAGUUCAGUGUCAAGUGUUCCUGCUACGAGGGCUGGGAACUGGAGCCUGACCAGGAGAACUGCAAGAGCACUGGUGAGGAGGGUGGGAUGGAGGGGGCUAGAGGUUGUUGAAAUGAGGAUGACAAGAGAGCUGAAGGGAAGACUAGGGAUUUAAGAACUGAAGGAGGAGAGAGAGGAAGGUUUGAGAGGGAGAGAAGAAAAGGGAAAAGGAGAGAUGAGGAUGUUUGGGGCAGAUUGGGGGGCUUGUAGCUGUGAGAGAUGGAUGGAGAGAAUUGAAUGGGGAGAAGAAAGAAGAGGGUAAGGAAAGUUGGGGAACUUCUAUUUGCGGAAAAUGGGCAUUGAGAGCAAGAGGGGGAGAGAUAAGAAAUGACAAGAAGUGGGGGGGAUAGGGAAAACUAUCAAUGUAAUGGAAGAACACUGUUACGCACAUUCAUAUGGAAGGCUGUUUCAUAUCAUUCAGCCGUGCACCCACAGCUACAGUCAGAAGAGUUAAAACAAACACUGUCUGUCGGCCAGAGAUGACUCUCCUCCAUUUAAUACAUUUACAUUACAUUUGAGUCAUUUAUACAGAGCAGACAGUAGUGAGUGCAUACUUUUUCAUUCUACAUACAGGCUUUCAAUUACCAUGGAUUAGACACGGUUUCUAUUCUAACUACGUUCCUCUUUCAUUUAGCCACAACACUGUCUGUGUGCGUCACACUACCAUGGUUGCAUUCAGGUUCCAUGUGACCUACUACUGUAUUAACUGUAAGAGGUAGCCUACAGUAGUGUUUAGUUAUUGGAAGAUGGAGGAAUUCAUGGCUAGGCAAACUGAAAGUUUGCUUGUUAAAUCUGUUCAAUUAAAUCUUACCCAAAACCCUUAUGAAGCCUUGGGGGAAACGUUUCUCAAUUUACACUACAGCCUUUUCUUUCCUUUAAAACUAUAUUACCCAGGGUGCACUGUGCGCAAAGUAGAUUUUAUUUUAUUUAACUUUUAUUUAACUAGGCUAGUCAGUUAAGAUCAAACUCUUAUUUACAAUGACGGCCUACCAAAAGGCAAAAGGCCUCCUGCGGGGACGGGGGCUGGGAUAAAAAAAGUAUAUAUAUAUAUAUGACAAAACACACAUCACGACAAGAGACACCACAACACUACAUAAAGAGAGACCUAAGACAACAACAUAACAUGGCAGCAACACAUGACAACACAACAUGGCAGCAACACAACAUGGCAGCAGCACAUGGUAGCAGCACAAAACAUGAUACAAACAUUAUUCGGCACAGACAACAGCACAAAGGCAAGAAGGUAGAGACGACAAUUCAUCACGCGAAUCAGCCACAACUGUCAGUAAGAGCGUCCAUGGUUGAGUCUUUGAAUGAAGAGAUGGAGAUAAAACUGUCCAGUUUGAGUGUUUUUUGCAGCUCGUUCCUGUCGCUAGCUGCAGCAAACUGAAAAGAGGAGUGACCCAGGGAUGUGUGUUCUUUGGGGACCUUUAACAGAAUGUGACUGGCAGAACGGGUGUUGUAUGUGGAGGAUGAGGGCUGCAGUAGGUAUCUCAGAUAGGGGGGAGUGAGGCCUAAGAGAGUUUUUAUAAAUAAGCAUCAACCAGUGGGUCUUGCGAUGGUAUACAGAGAUGACCAGUUUACAGAGUAAACAGAGUAUAGAGUGCAGUGAUGUGUCCUAUAAGGAGCAUUGGUGGCAAAUCUGAUGGCCGAACAGUAGAGAACAUCUAGCCGCUCGAGAGCACCCUUACCUGCCAAUUUAUAAAUUAUGUCUCCGUAAUCUAGCAUGGGUAGGAUGGUCAUCUGAUUCAGGGUUAGUUUGGCAGCUGGGGUGAAAUAGGAGCUAUUACGAUGGAGGAAACCAAGUCUAGAUUUAACCUUAGCCUGCAGCUUUGAUAUGUGCUGAGAGAAGGACAUUGUACCGUCUAGCCAUACUCCCAAGUACAUGUAUGAGGUGACUACCUCGAGCUCUAAACCCUCUAGUAAUCACACCGGUGGGGAGAGGAGAAUUCGUCUUACCAAACCACAUUACCUUUGUUUUGGAGGUGUUCAGAACAAGGUUAAGGGCAGGGAAAGCUUGUUGGACACUAAGAAAGCUUUGUUGUAGAGCGUUUAACACAAAAUCCAGGGAGGGGCCAGCUGAGUGUAAGACUGUAUCAUCUGCAUAUAAAUGGAUGAGAGCGCUUCCUACUGCCUGAGCUAUGUUAUUGAUGUAAAUUAAGAAGAGCGUGGGGCCUAGGAUCAAGCCUUUGGGUACUUCCUUGGUGACAGGCAGUGGCUGAGACAGCAGAUGUUCUGACUUUAUACACUGCACUCUUUGAGAGAGGUAGUUAGCAAACCAGGCCAAAGACCCCUCAGAGACACCAAUACUCCUUAGCCGGUCCACAAGAAUGAAAUGGUCUACCUUAUCAAAAGCUUUGACCAAGUCAAUAAAUAUAGCAGCACAACAUUGCUUACAAUCAAGGGCAAUGGUGACAUCAUUUAGGACCUUUUUAAGGUUGCAGUGACACAUCCAUAACCUGAGCGGAAACCAGAUUGCAUACCAGAGAGAAAUACUAUAGACAUCAAGAAAGCCAGUCAGUUGAUUAUUGACAAGUUUUUCCAACACUUUUGAUAAACAGGGCAAAAUAGAAAUUGGCCUAUAACAGUUAGGAUCAGCUUGAUCUACCCCUUUAAAUAAAGGACACACCGUGUUUGCCUUCCAAGCAAUGGGAACCUCCCCAGAGAGGAGAGACAGAUUUUAAAAAAUGUCAGAGAUAGGCUUGGUGAUGAUGGGGGCUGCAACCUUAAAGAAGAAAGGAUCUAAACCAUCUGACCCAGAUGUUUUUUGGGGGUCAAGUUUAAGGAGCUCCUUUAGCACCUCAGACUCAGUUACUGCCUGCAGGGAGAAACUUUGUAGCGGGGCAGGUGAGGAGGAGGGUUUAUUCUCCAGGUCUUUCACCAUUUUCCAGAACUUCUUGAGUUAGACCCACAGAGAGAGAACUUCUCCUUAAAGUAACUAACUUUGGCCUUCCGGAUAGCCUGAGUGCACUUAUUUCUCAUUUGCCUGAACGAGAGCCAGUCAGCCUGAGUAUGCGAGUGCUGAGCCUUUCGCCAAAUGGAAUUCUUGAGGUGGAGUAACUCUGCCAGAUCACGGUCGAACCAGGGGCUGAACCUGCUUUUAAUUCUCUUUUUCUUUAUGGGGGCGUUUGUUAACAAUACCACUGAAAAUAUCAAAAAGGAAUGUCCAAUCGUCUUCGACAGAGGGGAUCAAGCUGAUUCUAUACCAAUUUACAGAGGCCAGGUCAUGAAGGAAGGCUUGCUCAUUAAAGUUUUUUAGCAAGCGUCUAUGACAAAUCAGGACAGGUCGUUUCACUGAGCAGCCAUUACGAACACAGGCUGUGAAACAGUGAUCACUAAGGUCAUUACAGAAAACACCAGACUGAUACCUAUCGGGAUUAUUUUUGAGGAUAACAUCAAGGAGAGUAGCCUUUUCUGGGUGUUUGGAGUCAUACCUUGUGGGAUUGGUAAAAAUCUGAGAAAGAUUUAGUGAGUCCCAUUGCUUUAGGACUUGGUCAGGUGGUUUAAGUAUGUCCCAGUUUAGGUCACCUAGCAGGACAAAUUCAGACAUAGUGUAAGGGGCCAGGAGAGAGCUUAGGGCAGAUAGGGUACAGGCCGGUGCUGAUGGUGGACGAUAACACCCAGCAACAGUCAACUAAGAGCUAUUUGAAAGUUUAAUGCUUAAAACCAGCAAAUACAAUUGUUUGGGGACAGACUUGGUGGAGACAACCGAGCACUGAAGGUGUUCCUUGGUAAAGAUUGGAAGAUAUGUCUUGUCGAAAAAGAUUCUAACCAGAAAGGUUAACAUUAGUGUUCAAAACACUCUUUCUUAACCACGUCUCAGUAAUGACCAACACAUCUGGAUUGGAGCUGUGAACCCACACUUUCAAUUGAUCCAUUUUAGGUAAUAAGCUUCUAGUGUUAACGUGCAGAAAACCCAGGCUUUUACAAGAGCAGAAAUCAGUGAAACCGAUAUCAGAGCACAAGUCAGAAUUGGGGCUAGCAACAGUAUAUGGGCCAGGAUGUACAUGCACAUUUCCAGAUAUCAUCAGCAGUAAUACAAUCAGGGCACGGCAGAGGACAGGGAGAGCUCUGCAGUGUGGAUUUUUUAUGACAUUUGAAUGUACAUCAGAUGGCAAUAUGGAUCAUAUUGUACAGCAAUUUCAUCAGGUAACAUGAAUACAAAGCCGGCGAGAGGUGGUUAGGAUAGGAUGGGAGGACAAGAGUCAGUGUAACCAAUAGAGAUUCAGAGUCCCAAGUGUGGGAACAAACAGUCUGUCCCACGGUUGGGUAAACAAGCAAGUUCAUAGUCAACAAAGCACGCAGGAGUCAUGAGGCAAAUAGCAUAAAGCACAAGAAAGCACAAGGUACAGGGAUCCCAACGCUGCCACCAACAGACACCAGUACAUCACCAUGAUCAUGUGAUCUCCUGUCUUCUCCUCAGAUCCCUUCAAGCCCUUCAUCAUCUUCUCCAACCGCCAUGAGAUCCGUCGGAUCGACCUGAACAAGGGGGAGUUCAGUGUGCUGGUGCCUGGCCUGAGGAACACCAUCGCCCUGGACUUCCACCUUGCAGAGAAUGCCCUCUACUGGACCGACGUGGUGGAGGACAAGAUCUACCGCGGCAAACUGUCUGAGAACGGAGGUGAGUCUCUUCUUCUUCACUUUUCAGCUCUAGUUUGUUUAUAAGCUGUGAGAACAACAGCACAGUUCUUUGUCUUUGGUGGAGUACACCAGCUUCCAUGACUCAUUUCCCAAUUGCCUUCACAGUGGGGAAUGCUGGGAAUUGUAGUUGUACUAUUGUGCAGCCUGCAGGUCUACAGCUCCUGAGGGGAAGUUGCUAGUAAAAACAAAGCAGAUGGUCCAGCUCCACGCCGAAAGGGAAAACUAAUCAAUCAAAACCACACUGUCACCUUCCAAACAGGCGAAGCCAAUCAAAACUAAACAGCUACCUUCAAAAAGGCAAAGCCAAUCAAUCAAAGGCAAUCUAUAGAGCAGACGAGGCCCUCCUAUUACAGUAGGGAGGCAUAAUGAGUGUGUGUGUGUGUGUGGUGUGUGCGUGCGUGCGUGCUCCAAUCAGAAUCAUGACUAGUCUCAGAUGAUUAGACCGUUCUCUUUGAUUAGGGACCUGGAAUGGAAAAAUUAAUGGGUGAGAGAGGGUGAUGAAAAUAAGUGUUACUUCUGCUCUCUUAUUUUAUUUGCUCUGGCGCCUCAUGUCGUGUUGUUUGCUCAGGCCCAAACAGGAGUAGGAUGCAUCCUGUCAGUAGUAGGGAGAGUUGUGGCUUUGUAAGUGGCAUCAUUAGAUAUGCUGGGGCUGCAUUGGCAUUACAAACAGUCACUGUGUGUGAUUGAUGUUCAUGGAACUGGUAAGACAUGGGGCCGGUAAGACACACUGACAACUUUAAUGACUAGAGUUGAAUAGGUCUACAGUAAGGUUACAGUAAGGGGGAAUGACACAGCAAAGCUUCACAAUCAAAUUAACCACACUGUUCUCUCUUCCUCACUCUCUCUCUUCCUCUCCCCCCCAGCUGUGACCAGUUUUGACGUGGUGAUACAGUAUGGUCUGGCCACUCCUGAGGGUCUUGCGGUGGACUGGAUAGCAGGGAACAUCUACUGGGUGGAGAGUAACCUGGACCAGAUAGAGGUGGCCAAGCUGGAUGGCACCAUGAGAACCACCCUGCUGGCUGGGGAGGUGGAGCACCCCAGAGCCAUCGCCCUGGACCCCCGCUAUGGGUGAGAACCAGCACACUGCUGUGAAUGGGUUGGCCUGGUCCCAGAUCUGUUGGUGCUGUGUUGCUAACUCCUAUGUUGACAAUGACCAUAGGAGUUGGAAAGGCAGCACAAACCCAUCUGGGACCAGGCUAGGAAUGAGCUAAAACAUGGCUUAACACAGGGUCUUGACUUGAGUCAUUGGUUUUGUGUGUCCCCCCCCCCUUAUCUCUGUAGGAUCCUGUUCUGGACGGACUGGGAUGCCAGUAUGCCAAGGAUCGAGGCAGCAUCUAUGAGUGGGGAGGGGAGGAGAACCAUCCAUAAGGAGACUGGCAACGGGGGCUGGCCCAACGGGCUCACUGUAGACUACCUAGAACUACGCAUCCUGUGGAUCGAUGCCAGGUCAGAGAGAACACACACUGUACACACACCAUACAUAUGCAAGCUGUCAUAAAUCACUGUAUUGUGUUGUCUUCCAUCCGUCCUCCAGGUCAGAUGCUAUUUACUCAGCCAAAUACGAUGGUUCCGGCCUGAUCGAGGUGCUGAGGGGACACGAAUACCUGUCGCACCCAUUUGCAGUCACUAUGUACGGGGGAGAGGUUUACUGGACGGACUGGAGGACCAACACACUGGCCAAGGCCAAUAAGUGGACCGGCAACAACGUAACCGUGGUCCAGAGAACCAACACACAACCUUUUGACCUGCAGGUCUACCAUCCCUCCAGACAGCCUCAGGGUAGGACACACACAUGCCUGGUAACACACAUGCAUGAUGUUUAAAAGAGGUUAGCUACUUUGCUUUAGGACACCACAGUAUUACUUACCUUGAAUGACCUUGUAGGUAAAUGAGUCUUGCCCAUAAGGCCGCACUGCUGCCACUGCUCUCUAGAGAGAGACCAGAGUCAGAGUGGCCAUUUGAGUGACAGCUUCUCUGUCCAUCUGUCAUUCAGGAGAGUAGUGGCAUCUGGCCUCCCCUGUCACAACCUCUCCCCUCAAAAUGGCCACGCUCAGAAAACCAUCCAUUUAUGGAUGAGACAGAUAGGCCUGUGGUAAGAGCUGUUUUAUAUGCACAUACUGAAUGACUGGAAUUUCCCUCUCCUCUCGCCGCCUCGCUUAUCCUUUCUUCACUUUUUCCCUCUUUCUCCUCGUCUCUCGCUUUCCAUUUGCUCGUGCUCUCUCUUAUCGCGCCUCUACCUAUUCCUUUCCCCCUCUCAUUCACACUCCCUAUCCUUCUCCCAUUUCUUUCUGUACCACCCUCCAUUUUCCUUGUGCUUACUCUUUACCUCUUUCUCUCUUUAUCACUCUCUUUCCCCUGCUCUCUCUGUCUCCACAGCUCCUAACCCGUGUGCAGCUAAUGAUGGGAUGGGUCCCUGUUCUCACCUGUGUCUCAUCAACUACAACCAGACCUUCUCCUGUGCCUGCCCUCACCUCAUGAAGCUGGGAGCCGACAAACACACCUGCUACGGUAAACACACCUAGUACUUUAAUUAUACACAUGUACACAUACAUACACACACACAUACAGUACAUACACACAAAACCAAUCACACACCUGCUACAGAAGCAAGGAGACACAAAACUGCUGUUCCUCCUCCCCUGAGCUGGCAGAUUGUCUCCUCCUCUGUGCUUGGCUUGGCAGAGAGAUGGAGUUGUUGAUAGUGGCACAGUGGGGAUUCAUAUAAUCUGUCUGUGCUUCAGUGUGUGUGAUUCAGUGUUAGUGAGCAUGAUCGCGAGACUGUACAACAGGAACUGUGUGUGUGUGUGUGUGUAUGAUAAUGAUGAUGAUGAUGAUGAUGAUUCAGAGACACAUUUCUGUUCCAGUACCCAUGUACAGAGGUUUAUUCUCACUGCAGGGUCUCCAUAGGGAACACACACAUCCACCAGAAACAUCCCUCAUGAGUGGGAUCACUCUCCUGAAUACCCCCAGCCAUGGCUUUGUGUCACAGUUCAUACACACACACACACACACAGGAUUAUCUCCUGGAGUCUGUCACUUAAGACAGUUUGAGGAGUUUAAGCCUUGUCUCUAAACUGAAGGGUGUGUGUGCAUACGUGCGCGCGUCAAACUGUGUGUGUGUUUAGUAUUCAGGGGAGCAGUUUCUAUUAUCUGCGGUGUAAUGGAGGCCCACUCUGUUUAAUGCAGGCAUCAGCCACAACUUUGUCGUUCACAACCUAGAGCACAACACACACGCCUGGGCUAUCUGAUCUAGACAUGCUGAGACGAGUCAUUACUGCACCUCUAUACAAACACACACAUAUGGUAUACACACAUGGGAAUGCCACAGUGCAGACUAAUGUAGAUACCAUGCAUCAACGCUGACUGAACUCAUUUAGAACACAAUCAUGGCUCUGCCAUUUAGUCAGCCUGCCAAGUACAAUCAGUUAACACACACACACACCUGACUCCUGACCAAUGUUCCUGCUUAGCUGCGUGCGUUACUGCCGCACAGAACAAAUAUCAGCCACGCAGAGAAGCAUGAGCUUGAACUUAAUGCAACUUUCUAGAGUUUUUCCCGAUAGUUAACACUGUCAACGUUUCCCUUUACUGUUGGAGUUGUGAUCGAAUCAAUGCAAUAUUAGCCACUUUCAGUGCAACAUACCGAAACAAAACCCACUAUGCAAGACUUUGUUUUGCAUACUAUGCAAGAGAUGUUAUUGUAGUCAGAACGCAUUGGAGUAGGAUUCUAUUACAUUGACAGGCACGACUCAGAGCUGCAGUAGGCCUAAGUAUAUGCAAAUCAACCAUUGCCAUAUAUGGAUCUGUGCCAUUUACUUUGAAUUAGACUGUUUACAGCAUGAGCGGUUGCGCUUGUUUUGAGAUCAAAGCGAGAGCUGCAUGUAGCCACGUGUGCACAUUUGUUCAUAUCCUUUGCUAAUUAGUGAGUUAUUAGCCCAGUUAUAGACCAUUUGUAGUCAGAAAUGGGGGAGUGAUUGCUUCCUACAAGAGCACAAAACGUGUACAUUUCUAGACAUCUUUGAAAAGUGAGUCAGGUAAAGAGCUUUUUUUUUGUCUUAAAGGGGCAGUGUUGUAUUUUGAGACAGGCUUGAAUAAGCUAAGUAGCCAAUACGCAGAGGGUAACAUAAUUUGUCUGAUUCUCUGUAAUAAUGCUAUGGGAAUAAUGAUGCAUUUUAUUUGUAAAGUGGUUUCUUCCAUCAAACAACACAACAUUUUCAGUCCCUCCUUGUCUGAAGGACAAGUGGAUAAACAGGUUAAUGUCAAGCCCUGCAUGUUUUUUUUCAAAAGUCUCAUGGAAUGUAGGCCUACAUUGACCACCACACAUUGGCUGCUACUAUAUACUGAAUUAUAGAACAACUAUUUCCAUGUUAAAAUGUUAUGGGAUGCAUUUUCUCCAUUGUUUUUGAUGGUAGGCCACUCUAGUAGGUGUACAUGAUGAUCAAAUAGCCACCGUAGCCUACUUGACCGCUGUUAAAACUGUAACUUAAAGCGGGUACAGCCUCAGUGUUCACAGUAAACGCGCGCAGGAAGUUGCACAGAAUUUUCACAAUGUUCAAGUUUGCGCUCAGCAGACAUGAAAUUUGCUCAGUGCCGAAAAUAAUUAGAGGGAACAUUGGUCCUGACUGCUUGUUAUUGUGGGGGAUUGUAUUGAGUGGAUGCGUAAGUGGCAAAGACAUUUCACACACACGCGCACACACACUUGCACACACUCUAUCACAAUUUAACCCUCUACCUUUCCUACAGUAAUUUCCCGCAGUGUAUUCCCAUGCAAUCAGAUAGACCAUCCUCACACACACACACUCCCCUCUCCUCCCUCUCUCUCGCCCCAUCCAGAGUCCCGUCAGUUCCUGCUGUAUACCCGUCAGAUAGAGAUCAGGGGAGUGGACAUAGACAACCCCUACUAUAACUACAUCAUCUCCUUCACGGUGCCAGACAUAGACAACGUGACUGUGGUGGACUAUGAUGCUCUGGAGAACCGUAUCUACUGGUCAGACGUCCGCACUCAAACCAUCAAGAGAGCCUUCAUCAACGGGACUGGAGUGGAGACUGUAGUGUCUGCUGGUAGGGAAUAUACUGUGGGAAUAUCUAACCUACUUAGGUUAAUGAAAUAACUAUAGAAUGAAUGAGUCAAUCAGUCAAACCUUUCAUGUAGGGCUUCUAAUUGGUUAUCAGUAAGGGGUAGUUCACCCAAAUUACAAAGUGACAUAUUGGUGAGUAUCCUUGUCCAAAGAAUAUAUAUUUUGUAAUUUGGAUGAACUAUUCCGUUAAUGAAAUUGCAUAUUUUUGUGUCGUCUCAUGAAUAACUUUGUCUUCCCCAAGACCUGCCCAACGCCCAUGGUCUGGCAGUAGACUGGGUGUCUAGGAACCUGUUCUGGACCAGUUAUGAUGCCAAUAAGAAACAGAUCAAUGUGGCCAGACUGGACGGAUCCUUUAAGAACGCUGUCAUCCAGGGCCUGGAUAAACCCCACUGUCUGGUGCUGCACCCUAUACUGGGGUAGGUAGAACACACACACACACGCACACGCACACGCCCAACACACACACACACACACACACACACACACACACCCCACACCCCAACACACUCACACACAGAGACCAUCUGGCUGUCAGGCAGGCUCCCCACUGCUAGCAGUCUGCCAUGAUAGGCAGGGUAGUUUAGAUGAUGGCUGACCUCUAGCAAAGAGGUCUCCCACUCUAGAUGGGACUCUAAUUCCUCUCUCAUCUUUCCCUUUUCAUCUCUCCCUCUCCCUCUGUCUCUCUCUCUUUCCUCUUUCUCAAAAGAUUGCUGCUGUGCUGAGUGCCAGACACACUGUCACACACUGGCCCCACUCUCGCUCUCUGUGUCUCAAUUUCUCUCUGCCCCUCUCUCUCUUCUCCAUUUUCUUAUCUUACUCUCUCCAUUUCAAUCUUUCCCUCUAACUCUUUUUCCUGAGUCCCUCUCUCUCUUCAUUUCUAUUUCUCUCUCUUACACACUCCCUCUCUCACUUGCUCUCACUCCUUUUCUCUCUCUUUCGCUAUGACUCUGUAUUUCUUUCUCUCUUGCUCCCUUUCUACAUUUACAUUUACAUUUACGUCAUUUAGCAGACGCUCUUAUCCAGAGCGACUUACAGAAGCAAUUAGGGUUAAGUGCCUUGCUCAAGGGCACUUUCUGUCUUUUGGUCUUUAAAGAGACAAUGGCUCAGCAGGCAUACAUCUGCUCCUAAAAUCACUAACAGACAUUGUAUGUGUUUCUCUUUGUGUGUGUGUGCUCUUCUUUGUCGAUGUGCGUUUGUGAGUAUGCGUGGGGCGGACGCACAGGGGAUAUUUUCUUUGAGAAUGCCUCUGCCUUUUUUUGUGUUUUCUGAGAAACCUAUUUAAGCUGAGGAAUGUUUCCGAUCUGGGCUGUGCUGCUUGCAUGGGGGAAACCAGAAGCAGAUGCUGAAGACUUCUCCUCUUUCCUACACACACACACACACACACACACACACACACACACUGCCUAGAAUGAAUCCAGGACAGGAGGGGGUGGGGAAAGGGGGGUAGGGGAGAGACAGACAGACAUGAGAGACUAGGAGGUUUAAAUUGUUUUCAGGAACUGUAUUGAAACGCAUAAUAACUAAGCAAAUGCAGGGUGCGGUGGAAGUGGUUGUUUUUGAGAGGAAGUGGAGGGGGCGGAAGAGGGGGGGUGGUGGGGGUAAUUACCUCCUUGAUUAAAUAGUGAAACUCAUGCUAAAGCAAUCACAAAUACAUAUGAAUUGCCCUAUAUUUUUUAGAUGGGCAUCGCAUCAAGUGUGUUUUUGCGAGCGCGCAUUAGUGUUUCAUAGUAGUCUUUGAAUGCAUAUGUUUCUGCUAAUGUGUUUUGUUUUCAUGAGUCUGUCUGUUUCUGCCCACUUUUGUGUGUAGCGUGCAUAUGCCUCUGACAGAGAGAGUGUGAGAAUUUCCAAUAAAGAAAUGGAGAGAAAGAGAAGCCAUUUAUGGGGCAUUAAAUUGACUACACUAGCCCAGCCCCACUGACAUGUUUUCUGCUUGGCCUAACCCAAUCAACAUCCACCCACCCACACUGUUCUAAACUAGUCUUGACCCUGCAAUAAAAGCAGGCUCCUGUGCUUUAUACCCAAUGAAAGAUGCUGCUAUUAAAACACUGACGUUUUUACAUAGAUUGUAAACUAGCUGUAUAACUACAGACAUUUACAUCUGUCAAGGAGACGUUCAGUAGAUAUACAGUCACCAAAUGUAGGCUAUAGUUAGGCCUAUGCUGUUGAAUGUUUUGCUAGUUUUGCGCAACAAUUUAUUUUCUCGCUAAAAAAUAUGUAUGAUUGUUGUGAUAUGUGUUGCCUAAUUGUGUGUGUGAACUGAAUAAACCACUUUCACACAUUUAAACAUUAUAAUAAUACAGACUAUUAGGUGCUAUCAAGGCUAACAAACGAAAGGUAUUUUUCCAGCAGUGCUUUCAGUAGCAUGAUAUGACAUUUUGUCUCUGUGCUCCAGGAAGCUGUACUGGACCGAUGGAGACAACAUCACCAUGUCCAACACUGAUGGCAGCAACCACAGUGUCCUCUUCACCAAUCAGAAAGGCCCAGUGGGUGAGUGGCUCUGUGAAAAAAAAAAUGUGUGCACUAUAUAGGGAAUAGUUUGCCAUUUGGGGUACAGCCGUAAUUGCCUCUCUCUCCAUCUCUCCUCUGUCUCCAGGUCUGUCCAUAGACUUUGACACAGAGCAGCUGUACUGGAUCAGCUCAGGGAACAGCACCAUCAGCCGCUGUAAGCUGGACGGUUCGGGUCUAGAGGUUCUGGAGGGAGUCAAAGGCAAACUGACCAAGGCCACAGCUCUGGCCAUCAUGGGUACGUAACAUGGCUCCACUCUUACUAGGAUUGUACAUUCUGCCUUCUAGCUGCAUUUCGCUUUCGGUUCUGAAGUGUUUGAAUACUCACCCAUGGCUGCUACAGUAGGUCUCAACUUUUGAUUAUUAGUGUGAUCGGAGUAUGAAAAUGAUGGGUCAUUUUGAUUGGCCCACUUGUGUGAAGAGAUGAAAUUAUGUCAUUUUGUGAUUGGCUCUUGUGUGCUGUAUGUAGGUGAGAAGCUAUGGUGGGCGGACCAGGGGACUGACCAGAUAGGAACCUGUGACAAGAGCGACGGAGGGAACUGGAAGGUCCUGAGAAACAGCACCUCACCCAUGAUGCACAUGAAAAUCUACAACGAGACUGUGCAGAAAGGUGUGUGUGUGUGCGUGCUUGCGUUUGGGCACCAUGGUAGCUACUAGAUUAGAAAUAACCAUUUUAACCUAUGCGUGCAAAUACGUAUUUGUCUUGUUUUUACUCUAUAAACGUAGACAGGUGUUUGUGUGGUGCAGGUUCCUCAGCAUGUGUGUUUAUGUGUUGUGUUUCCAGGCACUAAUCUGUGCAGUAAUAACAAUGGAGACUGUUCCCAGCUGUGCCUGCCCACCUCCCCGACCACACGAGCCUGCAUGUGUACCGCUGGAUACAGCCUCAGGAGUGGACAACAGUCCUGCGAGGGUGAGAUGCACACACACACACAGUGCAUGCAAGGACGGAGGGACACACACACACACACACACACACUGUGAAUACGUUAUUUAUAAUGAUCAAAAAUAUAAACGCAACAUGAAAAGUGUUGGUCCCAUGUUUCAUGAGCUGAAAUAAAAAAUCCUAGACAUUUUCCAUACGCAUACAGUUUAUUUCUCUCAAAUGUUGUACACAAAUGUGUUUACAUCCCUGUUAGUGAACAUUUUUUUUGGGGGGGGGAUUUCUGUCUGUAAUAGGGGACUGACCAGAUAGGAACCUGCGCCCCUGCCCGGUGAUGUGAAAUCCAUAGAUUAGGGCCUAUAUAUAUUUUAAUUGACUGAUUUCCUUAUAUGAACUGUAACUCAGUAAAAAUCUCUGAAAUGUUUGCAUGUUGCGUUUAUAUUUUCAGUGUAGAUCUUUAUUUGGAUAUUUGAAAGGUUUUAGAUGCCUGGUCUUACAGUCAAACAAAACAUUACCUCAGCCAUUAGUCAAUCAAACAAAAGCUACAUAUCACAUUUGGACAUGCUAUAUUUAGCAAAACAGAGAUUAGUAUAAUAUGUUCUCAAAUUCAUUCAUUUGUUUUCAUCUGGAAGGAUACAUGAAUGUGUCUUGUACUGCCACUGAUCGACUCUAAGUGUGUCUUUUUGAGAAUGUUACUACAUACAUUUCUGGCCAAAUGUAUUGGCACCCUUGCACUUUUCUUAAAUAAUUCUCAAUUUCUUCUAAAAUAAUAACCAAAAGUUUAUUUCAAUUUCAACUUAUUUGAGAAGAAAUUGGGAAUUAUUUAAGGAAAGUGCGGAAGGGUGCCAAUAUAUUUGUCCGUAACAGUAUAUCCAAUGCUAAACUUUGGGUAAUGUUUCACUUGGCCUCAGGUGUGGGCUCCUUCCUGCUUUACUCUGUUCAUGAGGGCAUCCGUGGCAUCCCACUGGACCCCUCGGACAAGUCAGAUGCUCUGGUGCCAGUGUCGGGCACCUCCCUGGCCGUGGGCAUAGACUUCCAUGCAGGUAUGGAUACACACACACACAGCCACCUUGGAGAGAGGGGUUUUCACACUAUAUAUAACCAAAGUAGAUCAGUAGUGAGGAAAGAUAUCAUGAAUAUAUGCUGAAUCCAGACAAUAUGGUAGAUUCAUUCCACAUUAACCUGUUAAUGAGUGUGAUAGGUAUAGUAUAUAUACUGUACUGUAAUGUACUUUUGCGAUGACCGUCUCCCCUCCAGACAAUGACACUAUCUACUGGGUGGACAUGGGCCUGAGCACCAUCAGCAGAGCUAAGAGAGACCAGACCUGGAGAGAAGACGUGGUCACUAAUGGUAUAGGCAGAGUGGAGGGCAUCGCUGUGGACUGGAUCGCUGGUAAAGCACACACACACGCGCAUGUACAUACCAACUCGUACUGUACAAACACUCACACAUUCGCACCUAUCACAGACUCACGUGUGACACACUUCACAGCUUUACAGAAGAGAGAUGAGAUUCUCAUUCUGCUCACAUCCUCACCUCUGCAAGGUCAGAGAGGGAGAGGUGGGGAGAGGGAGAUGGAGAGGUGGGGGAGAUGAGAGGUGGGGGAAGAGGAUGGAGAGGUGGGGGAAGAGAGAGAAGGUUGGGAGAGGGUGGGGGGGAGAAGAGGGAGAGGGAGAGGUGGGGGAGGGAGAGUGGGGAGAGAAGGGAGAGGUGGGGGAAAGGGAGGUUGGGGAAGGAGAGCUUUAGGGUUAUUUAAGGUCGUUUUUUUUUGGGAGAGGUGGGUUUUCGUGCGGGGUAGUGGUUGGGCGCGUGACUUCGUUGCGAGUUGUUCGGGGGUGGCGUGCCAGCCCCCCGCUGAGGCGCUUCUCUUGCGCUGGGGAUAGGACGCUUCUCUUUUUGCCCCGAGGUGCGAUAAGGCAGAGGGAAGGGGAAGCUAAAAGAAGAGGAGAAAAAUAAACCAAGAGGAAGAGGGGUAGACCCAGGAGAUGGGAAGAAGCCCAGAGGUGCCUGUAUAGCCCAGGUCACAUGACAGGGGUGUGGACAGAGCGAAGCCUUACUGCAGUAUGUGUAAUGAACACUGCAGUAUUCCAUCAACCCUCUGAGGUUACGCUGGGAAACCCCUUUUACACCCCAACACCAACCCAACAAUAAUGACUGCAUUCUCCAUUAGCUUAGUUGUAUUUAGAUGUAGUGUUAUAUACAGUGGCAAUAUACAUGUAUUUACCCCACAACAUACAGUAACCUUCCGCAGAACUCCUGAAUCAGUUAGACUAUUGUGGUUGAUCCCAUUGAAGCUCUUGUACUGUAAAACAUGUUGAUUGUUUAAAAGACACUGUAGCUAAAGUGUGACAGGUCUGUAUUAUUGUUGUAUUGAGUGUUGGUGCUCUGUCUUGACCCUCCAUAGGGAACAUCUACUGGACUGACCAGGGCUUUGAUGUGAUUGAGGUGGCUAGACUGAAUGGAUCCUUCCGCUACGUGGUCAUCACCCAGGGCCUGGACAAGCCCCGUGCCAUCACUGUCCACCCAGAGAAAGGGUGAGGACAGUGGGGGGAGGGGGUAACCCUAACCUCUAACCUCUGUUAAAUGGAGGGAAAGAGAAUAGUGACCUCUCUCUUACUGUGUAUAUAUUUGUGUGUGUGUGUUUACAGGUAUCUGUUCUGGACAGAGUGGGGUCAGUACCCACGGAUCGAGAGGUCUCGCCUGGACGGUUCUCAGAGAGCUGUACUGGUCAACGUCAGCAUCAGCUGGCCUAAUGGCAUCUCCAUAGACUACCAGGUAUGGUAUAACACACAAACUCUCUCUCUCUCACACACACACACAUAUACAGUGCUAUGAAAAAGUAUUUGCCCCCUUUCUAAUUUUCUCUACUUUUGCAUAUUUGUGAUACUGAAUGUUAUCAGAUCUUCAACCAAAACCUAAUAUUAGAUAAAGGGAACAUAAGUGAACAAAUAACACAACAAUUACAUAUUUAUUUCAUAAACAAAGUCAUGCAACACCCAUUUCCCCUGUGUGAAAAAGUAAUUGCCCCCUUACACUCAAUAACUGGUUGUGCCACCUUUAGCUGCAAUAACUCCAACCAAAUGCUUCCUGUAGUUGUUGAUCAGUCUCUCACAUCGCUGUGGAGGAAUUUUGGCCCACUCUUCCAUGCAGAACUGCUUUAACUCAGUGACGUGUGGGUUUUCAAGCAUGAACUGCUCGUUUCAAGUCCUGCCACAACAUCUCAAUUGGGAUUAGGUCUGGACUUUGACUAGGCCAUUCCAAAACUUCUAAUUUGUUGCUUUUUAGCAAUUUUUAUGUAGACUUGAUUGUGUGUUUUGGAUCAUUGUCUUGCUGCAUGACCCAGCUGCGCUUCAGCUCACAGACGGAUGGUCUGACAUUCUCCUGUAGAAUUCUCUGAUACAGAGCAGAAUUCAUGGUUCCUUCUAUUAAGGCAAGUCAUCCAGUUCCUGAGGCAGCAAAGCAUCCCCAAACCAUCACACCACCACCACCAUGCUUGACCUUUGGUAUGAUGUUCUUACUGUGGAAUGCAGAGUUUGGUUUUCACCAGGCAUUACUGGAACCAUGUCGUCCAAAAAGUUAUACUUUUGAAUCAUCUGUCCAUAGAAAGUUCUUCCAAGAGUCUUGAUGAUCAUCCAGGUCCUUUUUGGCAAACUUGAGUCAACUUUUUGGACGAGAUGGUCCCAUUAUGCACAUCAAUAAGGGAUCAUAGUUUUACUGAGUAUGCCAAACAUUAGGAACACCUUCCUAAUAUUGAGUUGCACGCCCCCUUUUGCCCUCAGGACAGCCUCAAUUCAUCGGGUCAUGGACUCUACAAGGUGUUGAAAGCAUUUCACAGGGAUGCUGGCCCAUGUUGACUCCAAUGCUUCCCACAGUUGUGUCAAGUUGGCUGGAUGUCCUUUGGGUGGUGGACCAUUCAUGAUCCACAUGGGAAACUGUUGAGUGUGAAAAACCCAGCAGCAUUGCAGAUCUUGCACACUCAAACCGGUGUGCCUGGAACCUACUACCAUACCCUGUUCAAAGGCACUUCAAUAUUUUGUCUUGCCCAUCACCCUUUGAAUGGCACACAUACACAAUCCAUGUCUCAAGGCUUAAAAAUCAUUCUUUAACCUGUCUCCUCCCCUUCAUCUACACUGAUUUGAAGUGGAUUUAACAAAUGACAUCAAUAAGGGAUCAUAGUUUUCACCUGGUCAGUCUGUCAUGGAAAGAGCAGGUGUUCUUAAUGUUUUGUAUACUCAGCGUAUAUACACACAAACACACACAGAACUCACUGUCUUGCGAUGUGUGUGUGUGCAGGAGGGUCUUCUGUACUGGUGUGAUGCUCGUACAGACAAGAUAGAGCGUAUCAACCUGGAGACCGGAGAGAACAGAGAGGUGGUGCUGGCAAACAACAACAUGGACAUGUUCUCUCUCUCUGUGUUUGAAAGCUACAUCUACUGGAGUGACAGGUCCGUGUCCAUCGGUCUGUCUGUCGGUCUCUCUCUCUACAUGUAUCUCGCUCUCGCUCUCUGUGUGUGUGUGUGUGUUACAUUCACUCCUCCACUUAUUCAUUGCAUCUAUAAUUCAUUCACAAUCGCUCUCUGUCAUGUCACCUUCCUUCUCAGUCGUUGUCUCUCACUUGUUAUUUUACUUAGUCUGUCUCUCUCCCUGAUGUCAUGUCUCUCUCUCUCUCUCGCUCCCCCCUCCCCACUCCCUCCUCUCUGGCCUGUCUUAGGACUCAUGCCAAUGGCUCCAUAAAGCGAGGCAGCAAAGACAACGCUACAGACUCUGUGCCCCUGCGCACUGGCAUCGGAGUACAGCUCAAAGACAUCAAAGUGUUCAACAGGGCCAGGCAGCAAGGUGGGCAGGAGCCAUGUACUGUGGAUGUGUUAGUUUAGAGAGUCUACUCAAAUGUGGCAAUAAUGCUGUAGUUUGGCCAGUAACCGAAAGGUCGCUGGUUCGAAUACCCAAGCCGAUAGGUGAAAGAUAUGUCUGUGUCCUUGAGCAAGGCACUUAACCCUAAUUUGUUCCAGUGGCGCCAUACUACUAUGGCUGACCCUGUAAACAACACAUUGCCCCUACCCGGUGUGUGACAAUAAAAAAAAAUAUAUAAUAAUUAUAAUAGACUUAUUUGAUAUACCUAACCCAUUCAAUAUGCUUUUAUUAAUCUUGCCAUUUAAUUUCAUAUUUGAACAUAAAAUGAUCUGCCUACUUAAUUGUCCCAUCCCCCAGUGAAUAUGAAAUAUGUUUCUCUACACAGGAACUAAUGUGUGUAAGGAUAACAAUGGAGGGUGCCAGCAACUGUGUCUUUUCCGUGGCAACGCAGAUCGUACAUGUGCCUGUGCUCACGGUAUGUUGGCUGAGGAUGGACGUGGUUGCCGUGACUACGACGGCUACUUACUCUACUCUGAACGGACUAUUCUAAAGAGUGUUCACCUAUCGGAUGAAAAUAAUCUAAACGCUCCUAUAAAACCAUUUGAGGACCCUGAACACAUGAAGAAUGUUAUAGCUCUGACGUUUGACUACCGUGGAGGAGGGAAAGGAGCCAAUCGCAUCUUCUUUAGUGACAUCCACUUUGGGAACAUUCAGCAGAUCAAUGAUGAUGGUUUGGACCGCAAGAUGGUGGUGGAAAGUAAGUUACUCACCCUCCUCUAUAUUCAACGCUCUUAUUCAUACAAUCUGUUAUCAUCCCCCUAAUCCUAUAGCAAUCAAUCUCCUCUCUUCCCUCAUAACCCAUACUCCAUUGAUUUACCCUGUUGUGAAUGUGAUGUGAUAAGGCCAAGUGAAUGUACGUAAGCACUAGUUAAUCAGGUUAUUUGACUUUGAGAAAUGUGAUUAAACGUUUUCCCACCGUUAGACGGUUCUCUCACCCAAUUAGUGAAGUAUCAUCUUUCAUCCCUCCCUCCCUCCCUCCCUCCCUCCCUCCCUCCCUCCCUCCCUCCAUCCUCCUCCUCCACUGAAAACAGACCCUCUGUGGUGGUGAUAUACAGCAGACCCCUCAAUGAAUAUCAGUCUCCAGGAAGAAACAGCAGGGGUUUCUAAAAGAGAAAGUCCUACAAAACUUGUUUUGGACCUCCAACUGAUAAACAUGACAGGAAAACCUUGUCACAAACUCUAUUCGUUCUUUGAGUCUGGAAAACAAAGUGGAAAGCUUUCAUAUCUACCUCAGUUUGGGAACACACUGUACACAACAACAUAACCCAGACUGAGGCACAGAUAGACCUUCAUUCUCUUCAUCUCAGAAGAACAUAACAGAAAUAAAGAACAUUUGGCGGAAGAAUGGCAUUACUGUUACUGUGUACGAUCACUCACAUCCUUUAAAAAACUCAUUUUUACUAGCAGAAAUGUCUUUCUCCAGGAUGUCUCUGUUCUCUGCCAUGUCCCAGGAGGCUCUCUAGACAGAGGCCUUCGAUUCUCACAGUGUUCAGAUCCUCCUUUACUUCAAGUGCUAUCCCUCAGUUGAACCUUGGAGCUGAAGAGCUUCAUACCACAGCUUAGUGUUAUAGUUGUGUAUCAGGGAGAUUUGGGUAGAAACGGUUUUGUAGUUGUAGAGCUGUUUUUGUGCCGUUCUCAGACAUGAGAUUUUCAGUCCCCAUAAAGUACAGUCAGGGCGCAGGCGGGGAGUGUGCAUAAUUAUUAGGCAAGUUGUAUGUUUGAGGAUUAAUUGUAUUAUUGAACAAGGUAGGUUGCAGUUCUGGAAUAUGACAGCAUUGGAGGAUAAUGGGUUCCUGGUAGCUUCAUUUUGAUUCUUCUCAAAUCUUUGGCAGUUAAUUUGCGUCUUUUUUUCUCAACACGGUUCUUGCGACCCUGUUGACUAUUUGCAACAAAAAGUUUGAUGGUUCUGUGAUCACGCCCCAAUAUUUUAGCAAUUUCAAGAGUGCUGCAUCCCUCUGAAAUACUUUUUACAAUUUUUGACUUUUCAGAGUCAGUUAAAUCUAUUUUUUGGCCCAUUUUGCCUGAGGAAAAGAAGCUGCCUAAUAAUUAUACACACCUUGAUAUAGGGUGUUGAUCUUCUUAGGCCACACCCUCCCUCAUUACACAAAUACACAUGGUAUGCUUAAAUCAAAUAAGCAUUCCAGUUUAUACAGCUUGGAGUUGGGAAAUAUGCAUAAUAAUGAUGAUAUGGUCAAAAUACUGACUUGCCUAAUAAUUGUGCACACAGUGUAGUGUUGAGCUAGCCGCCGGGCUCUCCGUCUCUCCCCAGGAUUCCUGCUACGUCCGACCUCCGCUGACAGUGGAGGCCGGCUGGGUCUGUGUUGCUGAGCUCUAAACACUGGAUGUCUCUGUCUCCUGUCAGCUCACGUCAGAAAGCUUCUCCGCAUGACGUCUCAAUCAGUUUUCUACUGCUAAGCAAUCGACAGUCUGCCUAUUCAAAGCCCACAGGAAGGAAUUUCUGGAGAGAUAGAGGGAGGGAGGGUGCUGAAGGAAGGGGUCAAUCACAAUAAAAAAUGUGAACUCUUGUGUGGUCUGUACUGUACGGCUUUGACAGUGAAAACCGAGGGAGAUGGGUUGGUCUGUUGUCAGUGGGAGGACCUGUUCUGGACAACUAAAGCUGCUCAGAGUUUGUCACCACACACACACUCACUCACUCACUCACUCACAACAUGAGAAAUCCGGGUAAUUAUUGACAUGUGGCCUGAGAGCACACACUCAGCUGGGGUGUUGUGGUCUGUUAUCACAGCCAGAUAAAUGCCAUAAAAUGUGUGUGAAGCUCAGGAUAAGCUCCUGGAUAAGCUACCAAGCUCCUCCAUUUCAGCUCCUCUGUAAGGCAGCACACAGAACAGAGAUCUACUGCAAAGAAUGGUGUGAAGAAACGAGAAACGAGGAUGUGAGAGUAUAGUCUUGCGGGCUGACGAUUUAUUAAAAGCACCGAAGAGAGAGGAAAUUGAAAGGGAGCUGAUUUAGUGUUGCACUUCAUACAUUUUUUAAAAUGUUGAUUUAUGAGAGGGGUAAACCAGGGGGAGUUAUUUUAAGAUCGCACACCUUUGCUCUGCAAUCCAGCUUUUAGGUCCUUAGCUCGGUUUCGUUCAUAAUCUUUCACAAUAGGCUGGCAGCCAGUCCAUGACUCAUGUCUGGGGAGUUGAGAUGGAGAGAUGUAGGUGAAGUGCAGAGUGUCCCACCUUGUGUUGAACCUCCCAGAGACACUGGCCAGACCUGUGAUGUACUUUGUGUUUUCACACUUUCAGCCAAUUUUUUGUGAACUCAGUCUCAGUGCGGUUCGCUUAAUUUUUUGUGCAGUGUAAACUCUCCAAAGGAACUCCGACGACUCAAAAGAGCCCCCGAAGCGAACCGAACUGAGAUCAUCUUGAGAGGUGGUCUGAAUUCUGUCCGCUUGAAUUCCAUGGUCUGGUUCCCUUUUUUAGGGCAAUGUGAACACAAAGCUCCUCAGGCUCAUUUGUCAUUAUUCCCAAACACACACUAGACUACUGCAACACAACACUGUUACCCCUGCCAUAGGUAGCAUGGCGGGAGGAGCGUUGGGCGCUGGAUCGAAUCCCCGAGCUGACAAGGUGAAAAUCUGUCAUUCUGCCCCUGAGCAAAGCAGUUAACCCACUGUUCCCCGGGCGCCGAAGACAAGGAUGUCGAUUAAGGCAGCCCUCUGUACCUCUCUGAUUCAGAGGGGUUGGGUUAAAUGCGGAAGACACAGUUCAGUUGAAUGCAUUCAGUUAUAUAACUGACUAGGUAUUCCACUUUCCCUAACCCCUCACAUUGAUUGUGGUCCUCUGUAGCUCAAUUGGUAGAGCAUGGCGCUUGUAACGCCAGGGUAGUGGGUUCAAUCCCCGGGACCACCCAUACGUAAAAAUGUAUGCACACAUUACUUUAAGUCGCUUUGGAUAAAAGCGUCUGCUAAAUGGCAUAAUAAUAAUAAUAAUAAUAAUAAUAAUAAUAAUAAUAAUAAUAAUAAUAAUAAUUGGUGCCACAUAAGAGAGAAGAUGAUGAUGUACAGGUUUGCAUAAAAAACGUGUGCUGUUUUUGGAUAUUGAUUACCGAUUGUCAAGGAUGCACAGAUACGUGUGGAGUUUAUAGUUUGAGAUUAUUUGUUUACAAUAUGUGAUCAAUAGGUUAAGAGCACUUUAUAAGCUGUUUAUUCCAUUGUGGGAUUUGAAUAGUGUGAGAAGACGACAACAUAUUUGGUGAGAAGAGAAUCACAACAGGGUACAAAAUCUAUUCUAGCUCUUAAAGGGGCACAUUUGGUGUACAAUUUACAAUUACAGCAUUAUUUAAUCUGCAGUUAUUCUUCUGCUAUUUAUUCACGUAGCAGUGUGAAUGCAAAGUGGACACAGACCACAAAAUAGGUGAAGUGAACUAGCAAAAGAGUUGAGUCAUUCAAAGGCAAGGGCAGUGUGAAUACAAAGAGAACUGAGUUAUUUUGCUUUAAAGAGGACUGAGAUAUGUUCUUUUAAAAAGGACUAUAUGUGAAAACACCCUUAAAUCAUUCCAGUCCCUCUGUUUCUCUGGGAUAACAAGCAGGUGACUAUUAGUCUUUUGGCAAAAUGAGUUGUGCAUGACUGUGUGUUGUGUGUAACUCCAAAGUGUCCUUGGCAGAUGUGUUUGUGUCUGUGUGUGAGAGAGUGUGACUGUGCGUGUGUCUCCACCACCAGAGCAGCAGGUCUCUCCCAGUCUCUCUCUCUCCCAGUGCAGCACAGUGUGUUCCUCCAUCUUGGCCAGCUCUCCACUCCUCAGUCUCCUCUGCUCUGACCUGGGGUGUGGUGGGCUUGGCUGGGGUGGGGUGGGCUGGGCUACCUCAGCCAGUUACUCAUUAGAAGGCUGUGGAGCAGAAAAAUGCAGUGAACAUUCUCAGUAAAAAAGAGCAAUGGCAUGGGAUAUGCUGCUAGCUGUUAGCCAUUUCUGUCAUGACCUUUUGGAAAGCUGUUAGUUGGAUGAAAGCCUUAGAUCAGAGUGUUCUAGAUCAUUACCAGUGGCCUGUCAUGUCCUCCGUACGUAGUCUCUGUACCUCCUCUGCUAUGGCAUCCUGCUCUGCUCUGUAUGGUCUGCGCUGUCCGCCAGCUCUGUGCUACUGCCAGUCAUGUCCUUUUAACAUGCAACUGGGGUUGAUGUGUGUGUUUGUCGCUUCUCCUCCCUCCCUCCGUCUCUUUCUUUCCCUGCCCUUUUUUCUCUCUGUUCCCCCCCCCCCCCCCCCCCCAUCUCUGCUCAUCCUACCUCUUUCGCUCUCUCUCCCCUUCUUUCCCCCUCUCUCCCUAUUAGAUGUGGGUUCGGUGGAGGGCCUGGCGUACCAUCGUGGCUGGGACACUCUGUACUGGACCAGCUAUACCACCUCUACCAUCACCCGCCACACAGUGAACCAGAACCGCUGGGGCGCCUGGGACCGCGACGUCGUGGUCACCAUGUCUGGAAAUGACCACCCCCGGGCCUUCGUACUGGACGAGUGUCAGAAGUGAGUGUCUCUUGGACCGUAAUGGUCAUAAAUCGCAAUGUUACAAGUUUCUGACCCAGAUCAUAGGGUUUUAAUUUAUAUGGAUUUGAUUAGUCUUUAUUACAUUGUCAGGUAUCUGAUGCUUGACCGUUGCAGUUAAUCUGAAACUAGCUACUGUUCCCAUAUUCCCAUAUACUGAUCAUUAUCAUAAGGUUUUGAAUGGAUUAAAGGGGCCGUAUAGAUAGCUUAGCUUUACUGUAAGUAGAUUUUCAUUGAUUUUCUCACUGCCUCUCUCUGGAUAGUGUUUAACUAAUCAAAUCAUGCACCACUUUGGAAUCUUAAUAUAAUCUGGUCAUUUAGCAGAUCCAUUGAUCCAAAGUGACAAAGUUAACUAAUAUAUUCAGUAUGCUGUAUACAGUAUGUGGCCCAUGCGAGAAGCUAUAAAUCUGGUGUUGGAAUGGAAGCACCAUGCUUAAACCAAUUGUGCCAUUUGAAUCAGAAACCCAUCACUGUCGUGGACGUUUACACACAUCUGCAUUAUAUACUCAAGUUCCCUCUUGUGUUGUCACCCACCAGCCUGAUGUUCUGGACCAACUGGAACGAGCAGUCCCCCAGUAUCAUGCGUGCCACCCUGUCUGGUAACAAUGUACUGGUGAUCAUCGGGAGUGACAUCCGCACCCCAAACGGCCUGGCCAUAGACCACCGUGCUGAGAAACUCUACUUCUCCGACGCCACCCUGGACAAGAUCGAACGUUGCGAGUAUGAUGGCAGCCGGCGCUAUGUGAGUGACACACACACACAGACACAGAGAUUAUGUACACACAAAAACCCACCCACACUCACAAAGCCCACUCAUUGGUUUAACUUUCCCUGCUGCCCCCUGUAGGUGGUGUUGAAGAAUGAGCCAGUCCAUCCGUUUGGCCUGGCGGUGUAUGGGGACUACAUCUUCUGGACUGACUGGGUCCGCAGGGCCGUCCUCAGGGCCAACAAAUACGUGGGCGGAGACAUGAAACUCCUCAGAGCCGACAUCCCCCAGCAGCCAAUGGGCAUAGUCGCUGUGGCCAACGACACCAAUAGCUGUGAGUUCUAAGGAAAGAGGUUGGGGUUUGGGUGGAUGUUUUUUUUUGGAGGGGGGGCAGAUAAAGGAGUGGGUGAUUGGGGGGUUGGCGGGGGCAAGCAGAGUGAUACACACACACACACACACACACACAUACCUGCAUACACACACACACACACACCUGCUGCGCCACCAAAGUUAAUGAGGUGCCAGAAGUAAUCAGAGAGUGUGACACAGCUGAGAGGAGCUCCAUACACCUGAGAAUCCACUGCCCCAUCCAUCACCCUGUACACACACACACACACACCCCAUCUUCUGUUCCAACAGUUCCAUGCCACCUCGUCCAGUUCAAUUCACACUUGUUCAUUUCAGUGAGCUUUCAAUCUCCCUCUUUCACUCCAAAUCAAUGGCUCUAUCUUUCUUAACCCCCCCCCCCCCCAUACACACACACACACACACACACACACACAUUCUACCUCAACAUUGACUUCCUACUUGCCUACGUCCUCCCCACUCUCACUCACAACACACACAGUGAACCCGUGGUAAUUGCAACAAAUCCUAUUUAGAUUGUGUCAGUUUAUAUUAGACUCAAGUAGCAGGAGAGCUGUGUUGGUUUCUGAACACUGUUUGUGUGUGUGUGUGUGUGUGUGUAUGUAUGUGUGCGUGCGUACGUGUCGAAUGCAUGUGCGGGAGUGUGCAUGCAUGUUCUAACCCUCUCUCUCUGUGUGUAGGUGAGUUCUCGCCUUGUCGGUUGAACAACGGAGGUUGUCAGGACCUGUGUAUCCUGACCUCAGAGGGCAGGGUCAACUGUACGUGCCGUGGCGAUGGCGAGAGGAAACUGCUGGAGGACAACACCUGCGUUGGUGAGAAAGGGGGGAGGAGGAGACGAGAGCGGGGAAGAGGGAAUAGGGAAGGGUAUGGAGAAAUGAGAGAACUAGUGCAUGGGGAGGGAGAGUGGAUGAGAGCAUUUUGUCAUGUCAUUACUGAUGUAAGAACAGCCAAUGGUGCUAAUGUUUCAAGCCUACUUUGGAACAUUCAGCACUAAAACCAUGUUAUUUUUAUGAUGGUGCAGUUAAGUGUCUCUUUCCCCUUCUCCUUUUCUCUCUCUCCAUCUCUAUCAGCCCUGAACACCACAUGCAGCAGUGUAGAUGAGUUUGAGUGUGGGAACGGAGACUGUGUGAACUACUCUCUGACCUGUGAUGGUAUGGCCCACUGCAAGGACAAGUCAGACGAGAAACAGUCCUACUGCGGUGAGUGAGACAGACGGGGACAUUGCUUUACAGUACCUCUAUAAGCCAUAAUGUAAUGUUUCUAAUGAUAUCUUCUCCUGCCCCUCGGCUCCAGCUAACCGUGUUUGUAAGAAGGGCUACAGGCGGUGUGUGAACGGCCGGUGUGUGGGACACAGCUCCUGGUGUAACGGACAGGACGACUGUGGGGACAACUCAGACGAACUCUUUUGCAACAGUAAGCAGUGCUAGCUAUCUCAUGCAGUGUACCCUCUGGGGGCUAGUUUGUGGUGGUUUUUCUGUGGACAUUUCGUAUGUUUGUGUGUAGUAUUUCACCAGUGUAACGUGUGUGUGUGUGUGUUUCAGCCACCCUGUGCACAGCAGAGCAGUUCCAGUGCAGAGACGGACGCUGCAUCACCAACUCCAGCAAGUGUAACCAGGUGGUGGACUGUGAGGACGCCAGCGAUGAGAUGAACUGCUGUGAGUCACCUUGGACGCCAGACGAACCUUAGAACCUAGUUUCAACUAAAUCUAACAAUAGUUUCAACUCUAACCCAGACCUAACUCUUGACUUGACUCAACUCAUGAAAGACCACAGACUAAUCUUUAGACUAGACUCAACUAAAUCUAACAUCAAACGUAACUCUAAACCAGACUUAACUCUAGACUACCUCAGUCAGGAUUGCGCUGUAUAAUGUCACCUUACAGUUAGAUACGAUGCUAAAGCUAAUGAACUAGAUUAGUUUUUAGACAGACUUUAUUAGACUCACUGUGUAACCUCUGCCCUCUGUUCUGCAGCCACCGACUGUUCCAGCUACUUCCGUCUGGGGGUGAAGGGUGUGAUCUUCCAGAAGUGUGAGUUCACCAGCCUCUGUUACACCCCCUUCUGGGUGUGUGAUGGAGCCAACGACUGUGGAGACUACUCUGACGAGAGGAACUGCCCAGGUGAACACACACAUGCGGAUGCAUGCACACACACAUGCACACAUAGAUGCCGCACACACACAAAGAUAGACACUUAAACACACGCACAAUGAGCUGCAACAUCUCAAAUGUUUCCUGGGUGUUGUCCUUGUGGACUCAGUGUAUGUCAUUAAAGCAGCCAGCUGCUGGAGGAGCCCCCAGAGUUUACAUUAAAACACAAACAUUUGGACUCUUCAAAAUCAAAUCAAGCUUUAUUUAUACAGCACAUUCAGACAUGGAAUGAAAUACCACCAUAUGCUUCACAGGAAAAAAACAAUGAAAAUAAAAGCUGAAAUAUUUACUACACAACAAACAUAAGAUAAAUAAACAAAAUAAUGACAAAAACAGAACGAGCAAAGCUGAAAAGAUAUGUUUUAAGAUCUCUUUUAAAUAUGUCCACAGUUUCAGCCCCCUCAGGUUCUCUGGCAGGCUAUUCCAGAUGCUGGGGGCAUAAUAAUUAAAUGCUGCCUCUCCAUGCCUCUUGGACCUAGGCUUUGGGAUAGUUAAAAGGCCAGUGCCAGAGGACCUGAGGGACCUACUGGGUACAUAACCUAAAAGCAUGUCUGACAUGUAUUGGGGUGCACAAUCGUGGAUUGAUUUAAAAACCAAUAGAAUAAUUAAUUCUAAAACUCACAGGCAGCCAGUGCAGAGACCUUAAAACAAGUUUGUGUGCUCUCCGUCUGGUCUUGGUCAGUACCCGUGCUGCAGCAUUCUGUAUGUUUUGCAGUUGAACAAUGGCUUUCUUGGGUAGACCAGACAGGAGAGCAUUACAGUAGUCAAGCCUGCUUGUAAUAAAAGCAUGGAUGAGUCUCUCUGUAUCAGCCUGAGAGAGAAAACACAGCCAUUAACACAGCACAUGUGUUGCAUCUAUUAAACUCUUUAAAAUACAAGAUAAGUGCGAAAAGUAAAGAGGGACCAAAGAUAUUACACAACUGCAAAAUUCGAAAAAUGGAUUACAAAUAUAAUUGUUUGUCUGUCAGUAAACAAGACAAAUAUGCCAAUCUAUUACAAACAUGCUACUCUUGCCGUGAGUUUCAUAUAUCUGUUUAUUUAGUGCCACUCUACUUUAAUAUUACUAUAUUAACCACUCUGUCUGUCUGUUUGUCAAACAGACCGGAGGAAGACCAAGUGCUUUGCUCCAUUCUUUGCGUGUCCCAGUGGUCGCUGUAUCCCUAUAAGCUGGACCUGCGACAAGGAGAACGACUGUGAGAAUGGAGCUGACGAGGCCCACUGUGGUCAGUUCAACUCAGCUGCCUUUUUACUGGAUUCACUGCUAAUAUUCAUGGUCUUUCACCACACAUUUCUGACUGACUUUCAUUCUCUACAUCGCCCCACCCGCUUUGCUUUCUUGCCCUUUCCUUUAGAUAAGUUUUGCUCGGCCAGCCAGUUUCAGUGCGGUAACCACCGCUGUAUCCCCAACCACUGGGUAUGUGACGGUGCUGACGACUGUGGUGACGGGACUGACGAGGACGGCAAGUGCAGUGAGUGUCAUUCACGUCAAACACGCAACCUCUCACUAUGAAACAGGGAGGACACUUAUGUGGAAAUCGACAGAGUGGAAAUACUAGACUUAUUCAAAACAAAUGUACUCAAAACUAUUCUGUCUCCCCUCCUCCCCACUUGCCUCUUUUCUGACAGAGAAUAAGACGUGUAGUCCACAUGCCUUCCAGUGUCCUGGCUCUCAUGUGUGUGUUCCCCAGCACUGGAAGUGUGACGGGGACAUGGACUGUCCUGACGGGGUGGAUGAGAGUGUCAAGGCUGGAUGUGGUGAGUAGUGGAUCAGUCCGAGGAAUGGAUUAUUACUGAUACCUGAUCGAUGUUUACCUAUGGAAGUAUGUCCUAUGCAAGUCAUCGUUAUAUCAUUACUUGUUACACAGAUUAUUUUCAUAAUGCAGUACCUUAUUGACUGACUGAUGUCUGUGUCUGUGUGUCAGUGUUCAACAACACCUGUGAUGCGAAUGAGUUCAUGUGCCAAAACAGACAGUGCAUCCCCAAACACUUUGUGUGUGACCAUGACAAUGACUGCAGUGAUGGCUCUGACGAGUUCCUGGAGUGUGGUGAGUGGAUGACCCUUGACUCCCGUUGUCCCAGGGUACCAUGUCUCUUACACUCACACACUAUCAUAUAUUAUAAUUGUGACUGUGUGCUAGUCUUUAACAUUUUGAGUGAAUAAACUGUUUUUAUCAUAGGAAGUAACCUAAGCAUUGUCCUUCCAGAGUACCCUAAGUGUGGGCCCAAUGAGUUCCGUUGUGCCAACGGCCGUUGCCUCCUCCAGAGCUCCUGGGAGUGUGACGGAGAGUUCGACUGUCAUGACCACUCUGACGAAGCCCCUAAGAACCCCCGCUGCAACAGCCCAGGUUAGAGAGAGACACACACACAGAGAGAUGGUGCUUACUGUCUAUUUGCUCUGGGGGCUAAGAGAUCUCCUUCUCAGCCCACUAUUUGCAAGGAAGUUUAAGGAAUUUACUAAAUCCCUGCUAAAUUGGUCAAUCGGAUUUAGUCCAAUGUGUGGACCAAGUCCCCUCUUCCUUAAAUAUUCACUCACUAUUCUCCUCUUCUGACCCACCCUCUUUCAACCUCUCCUCCAACCCCUCUUACCGAAACAGAGAAGAAGUGUAACGACACGGCAUACGCCUGCGGUAACGGGAACUGUGUCAACGAGACACUGCUAUGUGACCGUAAUGACGACUGCGGUGACGGCACUGACGAGCUCAACUGCUUCAUCAAUGAGUGUCUGAACAGCAAGCUCAGUGGCUGCUCCCAGCUCUGUGAGGAUCUCACGAUAGGCUUCAAGGUAAGGAUGCACCUACAGUACCAGUCAAAGUCUGGACACACCUGCUCAUUCAAGGGUUUUUCUUAAUUUUUUACUAUUUUCUACAUUGUAGAGUAAUAGUGAAGACAACAAAACUAUGAAAUAAGACAUAUGGAAUCAUGUAGGAACCUAAAAAGUGUUAAACAAAUCAAAAUAUAGUUCAGAUGUUUGAUUUUUCAAAGUAGCCACCCUUUGCCUUGAGCUUUGCACAUUCUUGGCAUUAUCUCAACCAGCUGCACUUGGAAUGCUUUUCCAACAGUCUUGAAGGAGUUCCCACAUAUGCUGAGCACUUGUUGGCUGCUUUUCCUUCACUCUGCGGUCCAACUCAUCCCUAACCAUCUCAAUUGGGUUGAGGUUGGGUGAUUGUGGAGGCCAGGUCAUCUGAUGCAGCACUCCAUCACUCUCCUUCUUGGUCAAAUAGCCCUUACACGGCCUGGAGGUGUGUUCAGUCAUUGUCCUGAUGAAAAACAAACGAUAGUCCCACUAUGCACAAACCAGAUUGGAUGGCGUAACUUAUCCUCUGCAGCAGAGGUAACUCUGGGUCUUCCUUUCCUGUGGCGGUCCUCAUGAGAGCCAGUUUCAUCAUAGCACUUGAAGAAACGUUCAACGUUCUUGACAUUUUCCGGAUUGACUGACCUUCAUGUCUUAAAGUAAUGAUGGGCUGUCAUUUCUCUUUGCUUAUUUGAGCUGUGCUUGCCAUAAUAUAGACUUGGUCUUUUACCAAAUAGGGCUAUCUUCUGUAUACCACCCCUACCUUGUCACAACACAACUGAUAGGCUCAAACGCAAUAACUUUUAAGGAGGCACACCUGUUAACUGAAAUACAUUCCAGGUGACUACCUCAUGAAGCUGGUUGAGAGAAUGCCAAGAGUGUGUAAAGCUGUCAUCAAGGCAAAUGGUGGCUAUUUGAAGAUUCUCAAAUAUAAAAUAUAUUUUGAUUUGUUUAACACUUUUUUGGUUACUACAUGAUUCCAUAUGUGUUAUUUCAUAGUUUUGAUGUCUUCACUAUUAUUAUACAAUGUAGAAAAUAGUAUAAAUAAAGAAAAACCCUUGAAUGAGUAGGUGUGUACAAGCUUUUGACUGGUACUGUACAUCUGGAGAGCGUCUCUAAAAUGAAUAGUUAAUGAUGAUGACUUUUAAUUUGUAGUCGUUACCAUUUAUAUUGUCAACUACGUAACAACUAUUGACGGAAAGGUUAACAACUGUGAAGUAGUACACACAGCCUUACCUGUCCUGUCCUCUCCUCUCCUGUGUGACCGUGCAGUGCAGAUGCCAUCCUGGCUUCCGUCUGAAGGAUGAUGGGAAGACGUGCGUGGACAUAGACGAGUGUACGACCAGCUACCCCUGCACCCAGCGCUGCAUCAAUACCCACGGAUCCUUCCAUUGUCUCUGUGUGGAGGGCUUCCAGCUCAGCCCCAGCGACCCCACCAUCUGCAAGUCCACCUCCGGUAAGACAUGGAGGGGUGUAAUGUGGUGUAUGGGGGGUUAAGAUCUGAAGGGGCGUAUGGGGGUUGGUUGCACCAUAGAGCUCUACCCACGGAAUCAAUCACAUCUUAAUUAAUAAGCUUCAUGCAUGUGUGAAGAGGGACUCAGUUUGAGCUUGUUGACCUAAUCUACAUCAAAAUAUAUAUUUUGUCCAGAGGAGGAGCCCUUCCUGAUCUUUGCCAAUCGUUACUACUUGAGGAAACUCAACCUGGAUGGUUCCAACUACACCCUGCUCAAACAGGUGAGACUGGAGCCUCAACACCUCAUAGACUUGCAAACAGGUUGAAAUAACCCAUUGCACCCUUUGACCAUCACACUAAAUUGAUCUCUUCUCUCCCAUUUUGUGUGUGUGUAUGCAUUAGGGUCUGAACAAUGCGGUGGCGCUGGAUUUUGACUACAGACAGCAGAUGAUCUACUGGACAGACGUGACCACUCAGGGCAGCAUGAUACGACGCAUGCACAUCAACGGCAGCGAUGUACAGGUCAGUGUGGGUCCAUGACCUUUUGACCUCUUAGAAACAUACAACAUUUGAUUGGUACAUUUGGACGAAAGGAACUGAACCAGGACUUCUGAUUGGCUCUUUGGCAGGUUCUUCACCGCACAUCUCUCAGCAACCCUGAUGGUCUAGCUGUUGAUUGGGUGGGAGGGAACCUGUACUGGUGUGACAAGGGGCGGGACACCAUCGAGGUGUCAAAGCUGACCGGGGCCUACCGGACGGUCCUGGUCAACACCGGUCUGAGGGAACCACGCGCUGUGGCAGUCGACGUACGAAACGGGUAUGAACAUAAAUAUAACUUUAAGAUUUUCUAAUUGAUGAGUGCUGCUCAAAUAUUGAAUAUAGUGUUCAAAUGUUGAGUAUAUAGGAUUUAUUAUUUUAGUACAAGAGAGAAUGGCAUUGAUCCUAACUUUGCUGAGAAUGUAGUGCGAUAUUAUGACCACUCACAUGGGUGUCCUGAGUGGUUCUGAAGCCUCUCACUGAGCUGUGUCCCUGCCAGGUACCUGUACUGGUCCGACUGGGGUGACAACCCCCACAUAGGGAGGAUAGGGAUGGAUGGCGCCAACAGGACUGUGAUUGUAGAGGACAGGAUCACCUGGCCCAACGGCCUCACUCUGGACUUCAUCAACGACCGCAUCUACUGGGCAGACGCCAGAGAGGACUACAUAGAGUUUGCCAGCCUGGAUGGAACCAACAGACACACGGGUAACACACACCGUCACACACACACACUAUCAUACACACAUCUUUUGAUACAUAUAUUGAUAUUACAACACACACAUGAAACAGAACUCACAUACACUAUACACACCACACACAUCAGUAAAUACAUCACUGUUGGUAGACAAUCCGCUUGUUUCUGACGUGUCUGUUUCUCUGUGUGCUUCCCCACCCUGCAGUGCUGCGCCAGGACAUCCCCCACAUCUUUGCCAUGACUCUGUUUGAGGAGUACAUCUACUGGACCGACUGGGAGACCAGGUCCAUCAACAGGUGUCACAAAACCCUGGGCACCAACAAGACCAUGCUGAUCAGCACCCUGCACCGGCCCAUGGACAUCCACAUCUACCACCCUUACCGCCAGCCAGAGGGUAUGAGUAAGUCUACUGUUACUGCCACCUAAACACCCAGUCAUCUAUGGAUGUGUGCUUGCACACCCCUGACCUGGGCCUAAUGUGUGUGUAUGUGUGUGUGUUUGGUUAACCCACAGUGGCCAACCACCCAUGUCAGACCAACAAUGGAGGAUGCAGUAACCUGUGCCUGCUGUCACCUGGUGGGGGGUACAAGUGUGCCUGUCCCACUAACUUCUACCUGUCCAGUGAUGGGAGGCAGUGUAUGUCCAACUGCACCGCCAGUCAGGUGAGUUUAGCCAACUUGUCUCUUAGCUGUUUCAUGAUGUUGUGUGUCCUUCUCUGCCUUUAUGUAGUAGUAGUGCGUACAGCCCAGUACAUCACUGGGGCCAAGCUUCCUGCCAUCCAGGACCGAUAUACUAGGCGGUGUCAGAGGAAGGCCCAAAAUAGUCAAAGACCACCACCCGGACUAUUUGCAUUGACCCCCCCCCCCCCCUUUGUUUUUACACUGCUGCUACUCGCUGUUUAUUAUCUAUGCAUAGUCACUUUACCCCUACCUACAUGUACAAAUUACCUCGACUAACCUGUAGCCCCGCACAUUGACUCAGUACCUUUACCUCCUGUAUAUAGCCUCAGUAUUGUUCUUUUAUUGUGUUACUUUUUUGUUUUGUUUAUUUAGUAAAUAUUUUCUUAACUGCAUUGUUGGUUAAGGAUAUGUAAGAAAGCAUUUCACGGUAAUAACAUUUGAUAUGAUGUAGUCAGAAUGAAUCUUUCCUCUCUCUCUUCCUCCACCGUCUCUUUCUUCCUCGGUCCCUCUUGCUUUCCCCCUCUCUAUCCAUCUCUUCGCUCUCUCUCGUUCCCUGCAGUUUGUGUGUAAGAAUGACAAGUGCAUUCCGUUCUGGUGGAAGUGUGACACAGAGGAUGAUUGUGGGGAUCGGUCAGACGAGCCUGCGGAAUGCCGUGAGUGACCGACAGUCCUAGUCCAUGAACACUAUCUAUCAUAGCUGUACUGUAUUGGAGUCCUGGUUGACUGAUGUUGUAUUGGUAUCACCCUGUAGCUGAGUUCAAGUGCAGGCCAGGCCAGUUCCAGUGUGGUACAGGUAUCUGUACCAACCCAGCCUACAUCUGUGACGGAGACAACGACUGCCAGGACAACUCUGACGAGGCAAACUGUGACAUCCACGUGUGUCUGCCCAGUCAGUUUAAGUGUAGGCACCCCAGCCGCUGUAUCCCUGGGAUCUUCCGCUGUAACGGCCAGGACAACUGUGGAGAGGGGGAGGACGAGAUAGACUGCCGUGAGUAGACUGCCUUGGCUACUAGUAUGGAGGGGUUAAAAAAAAGGGAAUAUGGACAGGGGUUAAAGUUCUCCUUCACUGCGACUGAUUUCUGUCAUAUGGAUUCUGGAGAGGUGUUUUUUUUUUUUGGGGGGGGGGGGGGGGGGGGGGGGGGGGGGUGUAGAUCAGCUUUAAUAUUGCAGAUUGUAGCUUCCAUCAAUGUAAUUGUCUGCAUCAUUUCUAAUCCCCUGUGUGUGUUUGUGUGUGGACACCCCUUUAAAUUAGUGGAUUCAGCUAGUUCAGCCACACCGUUGCUGACAGGUGUAUAAAAUCGAGCACACAGCAUGCAAUCUUCAUAGACAAACAUCGGCAGUAGAAUGGCCUUACUGAAGAGCUCAGUGACUGUCAACGUGGCACUGUCAUAGGAUGCAACCUUUCCAACAAGUCAGUUCGUCAAAUUUCUGCCCUGCUACAGCUGCCCCGGUCAACUGUAAGUGUUGUUAUUGUGAAGUGGAAACGUCUAGGAGCAACAACGGCUCAGCUGUGAAGUGGUAGGCCACACGAGCUCACAGAACUGGAUUGCCAAGUGCUGAAGCGCGUAGCAUGUAAAAAUUGUCUGUCCUCGGUUGCAACACUCACUACAGAGUUCCAAACUGCCUCUGGAAGUAAUGUCAGCACAAGAACUGUUCGUCGGGAGCUUCAUGAAGUGGGUUUCCAUGGCCGAGCAGCUGCACACAAGCCUAAAAUCACCAUGCGCUCGCCGCCAUUGGACUCUGAAGCAAUGGAAACGCGUUCUCUGGAGUGAUGCAUCACGCUUCACCAUCUGUCAGUCCGACAGACUAAUCUGGGUUUGGCGGAUGCCAGGAGAACGCUACCUGCCCCAAUGCAAAAUGCCAACUGUAAUAUUUGGUGGAGGAGGAAUAAUGGUCUGUGGCUGUUUUUCAUGGUUCGUGCUAGGCCACUUAGUUCCAGUGGAGGGAAAUCUUAACGCUACAGCAUACAAUGACAUUCUAAACGACUCUGUGCUUCCAACUUUGUGGCAACAGUUUCAACAUGACAAUGCCCCCGUGCACAAAGCGAGGUCCAUACAGAAAUGGUUUGUCGAGAUCAGUGUGGAAGAACUUGACUGGCCUGCACAUAGCCCUGACCUCAACCCCAUCGAACAGCUUUGGGAUGAAUUGGAACGCCGACUGCGAGCCAGGCCUAAUGGCCCAACAUUAGUGCCCGACCUCACUAAUGCUUUUGUGUCUGAAUGGAAGCAAGUCCCCGCAGCAAUGUUCCAACAUCUAGUGGAAAGCCUGAGCAGAAAAGUGGAGGCUGUUAUAGCAGCAAAGGGGGGACCAACUCCAUAUUAAUACCCAUGAUUUUGGAAUGAGAUGUUCGACGAGUAGGUGUCCACAUAUUUUGGUCAUGUAGUGUACUUUGUAAUGGAGUUCUCAGUCCUUCUACAUAAAAUGUAUCCUGGGGAGGACCCCUUAAGCAAGGGACUGGAAUAGGACAAACUCACAGUUUAAUACAGGUACAAAAUGAUCCUCUUUCCCUCAAAGCAUGAUGACUUUCUUAUAUAAAAGGGGAGGUUAACUUGGCCCCAGACAAUCGAUCUGAGAUCGGCUUAAGUUUCAUUCAUUUACAUUUUACAUUUUAGUCAUUUUAGCAGACGCUCUUAUCCAGAGCGACUUACAGUUAGUGAGUGCAUACAUUUUCAUACUGUCAUGGGAUUUUGUUUUGCUUUAACCCCUGAAUAUGGAGGAUAUCCAACCUGUAGUGUACUGCACCAACUUAUAGUCUUUUCAAAUCAGUGUUCAACCUAUUAUGUUUUCUACGCACAUUGAAAUGAAAUGUAUAAUUAUUUUAAAUGUAUGUUUUCAAAGACUUUGAGACUAGGAGAGAAAGCAAUGCAUCAUGUAAGGAUAUUGGUAAGUGACUGUCUCUUCUCCAUUCUGUCCCCUGCAGCGGAUGUGACGUGUGCUCCUAACCAGUUCCAGUGUGCCAUCACCAAGCGCUGUAUCCCUCGUGUCUGGGUGUGUGACAGGGACAAUGACUGUGUGGACGGAUCUGAUGAGCCUGCCAACUGCAGUAAGGACCCACUCUACUGUGACAUCUAGCAUCUCUCUCUUUCUCCCUUCUCCUCGAUUCCUCUUCCUUAUUUUCUCUCUCUACCAGUGGUACUGAAGUAUUUAAGAAGGUCCGGUCACACAAAUUUCCUAGGUGGCAAAGUUCCGGAUGGAUAUUGUCAUUUUAUCGGCGUAGUAACAAACCCCCACCGCACAACGCAUGUAACCCCAAACUGUUCACACUCCUCUUGUUGGCGGAGAGAAAAUUGUGCAGUUUUAAAGCAUAAUUCCUGCAAUUCUACAAAUGUUUCCAUGUCUUAUAUGUGUUUACAUGAUACUAGGGGUCAAUGCCCAACAGAGUUCCCCCAUUUUUAUUUAUUUAUAUAUAUAUAUAUAUAUAUAUAUAUAUAUAUAUAUAUAUAUACAGUUGAAGUUGGAAGUUUACAUACACUUAGGUUGGAGUCAUUAAAACUCGUUUUUCAACCACUCCACACAUUUCUUGUUAACAAACUAUAGUUUUGGCAAGUCAGUUAGGACAUCUACUUUGUGCAUGACACAAGUAAUUUUUCCAACAAUUGUUAACAGACAGAUUGUUUCACUUAUAAUUCACUGUAUCACAAUUCCAGUGGGUCGGAAGUUUACAUACACAAGUUGACUGUGCCUUUAAACAGCUUGGAAAAUUCCAGAAAAUGAUGUCAUGGCUUUAGAAGCUUCUGAUAGGCUAAUUGACAUCAUUUGAGUCAAUAGGAGGUGUACCUGUGGAUGUAUUUCAAGGCUUACCUUCAAACUCAGUGCCUCUUUGCUUGACAUCAUGGGAAAAUCAAAAUAAAUCAGCCAAGACCUCACAAAAAAAAUGGUAGACCUCCACAAGUCUGGUUCAUCCUUGGGAGCAAUUUAAAAAUGCCUGAAGGUACCACGUUCAUCUGUACAAACAAUAGUACGCAAGUAUAAACACCAUGGGACCACGUAGCCGUCAUACCGCUCAGGAAGGAGACGCGUUCUGUCUCCUAGAGAUGAAUGUACUUUGGUGCGAAACGUGCAAAUCAAUCCCAGAAUAACAGCAAAGGACCUUGUGAAGAUGCAGGAGGAAACAGGUACAAAAGUAUCUAUAUCCACAGUAAAACAAGUCCUAUAUCGACAUAACCUGAAAGGCCGCUCAGCAAGGAAGAAGCCGCUGCUCCAAAACCGCCAUAAAAAAGCCAGACUACGGUUUGCAACUGCACAUGGGGACAAAGAUCGUACUUUUUGGAGAAAUGUGCUCUGGUCUGAUGAAACAAAAAUAGAACUGUUUGACCAUAAUGACCAUCGUUAUGUUUGGAGGAAAAAGGGGGAUGCUUGCAAGCCGAAGAACACCAUCCCAACGUGAAGCACGGGGGUGGCAGUAUCAUGCUGUGGGGGUGCUUUGCUGCAGGAGGGACUGGUGCACUUCACAAAAUAGAUGGCAUCAUGAGGAAGGAAAAUUAUGUGGAUAUAUUGAAGCAACAUCUCAAGACAUCAGUCAGGAUGUUAAAGCUUGGUCGCAAAUGGGUCUUCCAAAUGGACAAUGACCCCAAGCAUACUUCCAAAGUUGUGGCAAAAUGACUUAAGGACAACAAAGUCAAGGUAUUUGAGUGGCCAUCACAAAGCCCUGACCUCAUUCCUAUAGAAAAUGUGUGGGCAGAACUGAAAAAGCGUGUGCGAGCAAGGAACCUGACUCAGUUACACCAGCUCUGUCAGGACGAAUGGGCCAAAAUUCACCCAACUUAUUGUGGGAAGCUUGUGGAAGGCUACCUGAAACGUUUGACCCAAGUUAAACAAUUUAAAGGCAAUACUACCAAAUGCUAAUUGAGUAUAUGUAAACUUCUGACCCACUGGGAAUGUGAUGAAAGAAAUAAAAACUGAAAUAAAUCAUCCUCUCUACUAUUAUUCUGACAUUUCACAUUCUUAAAAUAAAGUGGUGAUCCUAACUGACCUAAGACAGGGAAUGUUUACUAGGAUUAAAUGUCAGGAAUUGUGAAAAACUGAGUUUAAAUGUAUUUGGCUAAGGUGUAUGUAAACUUCUGACUUCAACUGUAUAUAUAUAUAUUGUAGUCUGGAUCCGCGGCCCGUAUCGACCCCGUUCUGGGUCGGAUCCGGACCGCAGUCUGCCAGUUGAGUAUGUGGGCGUUAUACCCUCUCUUUCUCUACACCAGGGAUGGGCAACUGGAGGUGGCCCCCCUUUUGCAGGCCCACGGAUCAAUAUUAUUAUAUUAUUUUUGUGGGAACUCAGUCGGGGUCUCGACUUACUGUUGAGAGUUAGAAUAGUAGAAUACUCAAGGUGCAAUUUCGAAAUUUGGUUGUGCAGUUUUUCUCUUGUCAGUCACUGACAGUCACUCAAUUAGCCCAUUUCAGCUAUCUAAACUUGUAGUUUUCAUGGUCGAAUUACUGACUGGGGGCCCCAGAUAUCAAUCAGAGAUCUGAUUAAAAGCUGCAAACAUUGCUCUCCACACUAUGGAAAUUUGUUGUAAAUUUGCAAAAUCUUCUCUCCGCCCCAUGACAAAAUGUGUAGAAUUGCAGGAAAUUAACUCUUAACUUAUUAUGAGUUUAGAUUUUUUUGUGAUCCCCAUCAAAAUAGCCCAUCUCUGCUCUACACUACAGUUUUUGACCACUGUCCCUCCCUCUUUCUACCUCCCUGCUUUUUAUUCUCUGAUAUCUAACAUCCCCCGAUAUCUCUCUCGCCCUCUCUCUCCCCCUCCCUCCCACUCUCUCCCCAGCCCAGAUGACGUGUGGCGUGGAUGAGUUCCGCUGUAAGGACUCUGGUCGCUGCAUCCCGGCCCGAUGGAAGUGUGACGGAGAGGACGACUGUGGAGACGCAUCAGACGAACCCAAGGAGGAGUGUGGUGAGUGAUGGAGAGAGGGAUGGGGGGAGAACGAAAGGAAUGGAGAGAUUCCCAAGCAUCGUUUGUGUUGUGUGUUUUACAUAAUUGUAGAAUAUUACAAUAUCUGUUAUAAUUCCUUCCUACUCUGACUGUAUAUGUUGUGUCCUCAGAUGAGAGGACGUGUGAGCCGUACCAGUUCCGCUGUAAGAACAACCGUUGUGUCCCUGGUCGCUGGCAGUGUGACUAUGAUAACGACUGUGGAGACAACUCUGAUGAGGACAAGUGUGGUAGGUCCCCUCUGUCCUGCCUUUAGGCUCCCCUUGAUGUCUUUGAGGCCAGGGCUAUCGCUAACGAUCCUGUCUCAUGUCCCUUAUCAUUAUGGGUAGAAUAGAGCUACAUAAUAUAUGUGUAUUGUACAUCUGCCUUCAUCUGGACAGACCUUCUUUCACUGUAUGGUUUCAGCCACAUAGGUUCCCCUAAACAGAUUAUUGAAUAGUUUUUAAAGGUACAUUGUUGAUUGUGUAUGUGUGUUCGCGCAACUGCACUGCACGAUCAAGAUUUGCUUUGUGACAAUUUGCACACCUCAUCUCAUGUUUAUUCUGCAUUUCACACUGGCCUGUUGGCGUGGGUUAGAGGUAGGUCUCUUCACUAUCAGCACGAACACCCCAACACCCCCAACCUACCUCUGACCUUCCCCCAAUCUACCCAAGCCCCAAGUAUCUUCCUACAAUAAAUAUCCCUCCUAUUCCCAUUAGGAAAGAAAGAGAUACAAAACAUUUAAAAAGGAACUAUCCUCCCUGACUCGUAUCUUAAAAAGUGUAGCUACUCUAUCCAGAUUCCAACAUCCUUCCCAAUCCCACCAGCCCUUCUAGACCCCUCCUGUACCAUGUGACCCAGUGUACUCCCAUUCCCAUUCCCCAAUCCUUUGAUAUGUCCCUUUCUGUCUUUUCCCCCAUCGUUACAGCCAUUUACCCUCAUGACUUUCUGUGACAUAUGUCUGUGUCCGGAAGUUCUUAUUCUUUCCCACAACCCUUCCUCUGCCCUCCUCCCUCUCUCCUCACCUCUCCUCCCUCUCUCCUCACCUCUCCUCUCCUCACCUCACCUCUCCUCCCUCUCUCCUCACCUCUCCUCCCUCUCUCCUCUCCUCACCUCUCUCUCUCCCCGCCUCUCCUCUCUCCCGCCAGUGCCGAGGCAGUGUUCAGAGAGUGAGUUUUCCUGUACCAACGGUCGCUGCAUCGCCGGCAGGUGGAAGUGUGAUGGAGACCAUGACUGUGCUGAUGGAUCAGACGAGGUACAGGGACACACACCAUUAUUGAAAAUAGUGGAAAAUUACACACAUCAAAUGAAUGGAAAGGGAAAGCUCCCUCACUGUUCCAUGCCCCCAAACAUGAUCUCUUGUUAAAGCUUAGUGAUAUUAAUAAUCACCGCCAUCCCCCAUCUCCAAUCCUACAUUAUAUGUCCUAGCUCAUUGUCACAAUGAAUACAUUGUUAAUGGACCAUAGAGAAUUGUUAAUUUACACAUGAAUGGCAUUGUCAUUAGAGUAACAUGCUAAGGGAAAGGGGGAUACCUAGUCAGUUGCACAACUGAAUGCAUUCAACCGAAAUGAGUCUUUCUCAUUUAACCUAAACCCUCUGAAUCAGUGAUAUUAUAAUAAUAAUAAUAAUAGUAGUAAAUUAUGUCCCUGUGUGUCCUCUUGCAGAAUGGUUGUGAUGUGAAGUGUGACAGUGAUCAGUUCCAGUGUAAGAACGGCCACUGUAUCCCCAUCCGCUGGCGCUGUGAUGCAGACCCUGACUGUAUGGACGGCAGUGAUGAGGAGAAGUGUGACAGCGGAGGUGAGUUUUACACACAAACACUUACACUGAAGAAUUAUCACUGAAUUAGCACAGUGAAUUAUUGUAGUGUUUGUUUAUGUGUUAAUUAAUUCCAUAAGGGAUGGGUUGCCAACUGGCGAUUUGACACGAAAAAAUAAAUAAACGUUAUACACACACAUUAUUGUACUGUACGCAUACUGUUCAUUAAGUACAAGUUGUGGGUAUGUAUUUCAUAGAGAAAAGUAACUAUUUCUCCUCUCUUGCUCCCUUUCACGCUUUCUGUCUCAGUGGGUAGACACUGCCCCCUGGAUGAGUUCCAGUGUAACAACACUCUGUGUAAGCCCCUGGCCUGGAAGUGUGACGGAGAAGAUGACUGUGGAGACAACUCUGAUGAGAACCCAGAGGAUUGCAGUGAGCCCCCCCCCCAUUACCCCUGACAUCAAUAAUAGAUCACUGUCACUGAGGAUCUUUCAACUCCUACCUCACACCUGUCAUCUAUGCUCUCCUCCUCUAUCUCUUUCCAUCCCUCAGCGAAAUUCCAGUGCCCACCCACAAGGCAGUUCCGCUGCCACAACGACCGUGUCUGCCUGCCAUUAGCCAGGCGCUGUGACGGUGUUGACAACUGCGGGGACAACAGUGAUGAGCUCAACUGCCGUGAGUUUGUUUCUAGUGGUAGAGAGUUAUGGAGUGGACUUUUACAAUAGAGAGUUACGGAGUUGACUGGAUGGUUAUAGACUUGACAUAAUGACCCCUGUCCCUCCAGAGACUCCUCCUACCACGCCAGUCUGUCAGAAAGAUGAGUUCCAGUGCUCCAACGGCCGCUGCAUCAGCUCCAACCUGCGCUGUGACUACUUCAACAACUGUGAGGACUACGGCUCUGAUGAGAUCGGCUGCAACAAGAAAGGUGUGCGUCACAUCAUCGACACAUCUGUCUCUGUGUGUGUUUAUGUGAUUGUCUCUCAGUUUUACUCUUUAUCCUGUCUCGUCCUAUUCAGACUCUGCCCUGAACGACUGCCGCAGUAACAGGACAGUGUGUGGCGAUGGUGAUGAGGCCCAUUGUGUGGUGAACGGCACUGAGGCCUUCUGCUCCUGCAAACUUGGCUUCCAGACCACAGGCAACAACAGAUGUGAAGGUACAUUAUAGCACCACACACUGGUUCAAAUAAACUCUGUUACUGUUAUGACUAAAUGUCUGGUGUAGUCUAGUGAUCUGUAACCUGAAUUAUUUUGCUUUGGGGGUUUGUUCUCAGAUAAGAAUGAGUGUAAGCAGUUUGGAGUGUGUUCCCACAUCUGCAACAACACCAAGGGCUCCCACAAGUGCAGCUGCCACAAGUACUUCACCAGGAUCAACGACACCUGCAAGGUUGACAGUGAGUACUGCUCGGCUCAGUAAUACCAGUGAAUCAGUUAGUUACUGCUUCUCUGUCUUCAGAAACCUGUCUGAAUUUGUCCCUGUUUGAAGCCUGUGUUAGGAUGUGUGUGGUUAAAUAGUCUAAAAUAUAAUUGUGUGUGUGUGUGUGUGUGUGUGUGUGUGUGUGUGUGUGUGUGUGUGUGUGUGUGUGUGUUAAAUAGCUUUUAGCUACGCAAGAAAAUUGCAUUGUAUUGUUGGAUUCUACCUUCAAAUAUACUUAUUCAUGUUACCAUACUAGAACUUAUUGAUUACUUUACAUGUAUAUGUUGGGGUCAAUGAAGGGUGGAUAGGAAAUUGGUGUAUGGAAAAGUACUGAGUGAGACAAGGGGAAGUGCAGAAAGUUCAUAUUCUGUUUCUAAGGAGGGAGGCAAAGGGCAACAGUCUAGUUAGUCUCUGAUAAGGCAGGCCAGCUGCGGAACUAGGGAGGAGCGAGGAAUUCGGCUUGAGGUCAAGUCAACAGAUGAAGUGAGAGGAAACCUCUGGGAUUGCGGCCAGAGGGGCCCACUACAACGACCCUCCUACUACAGCCCUAUCUCACACACACACACUUCCACGCCCACGAAGGUUCUAGCAUCAGGCAUGACUACACCACUGAGGGGAACCAAUUAAGUUCCUGCCUAGCAACAGAGAUGUAUUGGCUGUCUAUUAGUCAGAAGUGAGGACCUAGCUCAGGUUGUGACCUCACUUCCUGUGUCCUCCCAGACCUGAGACAGGUGCUCUACAUCGCAGAUGACAAUGAGAUCCGUAGCCUGGACCCUGGCAUGCCCAACUGGCGCUACGAGCAGACCUUCCAGGGCGAUGCCAACGUGCGCAUUGACGCCAUGGACCUGCACAUCAAGACCAACCGCAUCUACUGGACCAACUGGCACACGGGCAGAAUCUCCUCCUACGAGCUGCCAUCCUCAUCCUCCUCACCUAACAACAACCGCAACCGCCGUCAUAGUGACUCCAGAGUCACCAACCUGGAGGUGUGUGUGUGUGCAUCUGUAUCCCUGUGUCUGUCUGACUGCUCUUGUGCCAUGCCCUGUGUCACACAAUGAUUUAACUCUCCAUUCUCCCCCUCUCCUUGUGUUCAGAUCCCCGGUCUGAAGAUGCCCCGUGGCAUCGCUGUGGACUGGGUGGCAGGGAACAUCUACUGGACAGACUCUGGCCGGGACGUGAUCGAGGUGGCCCAGAUAUCAGGCCAACACCGUAAGACCCUCGUAUCCGGCAUGAUCGAUGAGCCCUAUGCCAUCGUAGUGGACCCCCAGAGAGGGUGAGUCUGCCUGGGGAGAGGAAGGGAGGACAGUGGGGGUGGGAGAGCAGUUUGGAGUGUGGAAAUAGAUGGGUCUGGAAGAGAAUUCCUGAGGCCUCAAACACAUCCUUAUUCUGAUACUGUAUUUAAAUAAGAUAGUUUUACAGUGACAUCAAUUGUACAUCAAGUAGAUAUGGUGAAACACACUCAUGUGUUCCCACAUGACUAUUUUCUGCUUUAUGUAACCGUUUGUUGACCCUGUGUACCCAUAAGGACCAUGUACUGGGCUGACUGGGGAAACCACCCCAAGAUUGAGACUGCUGCCAUGGACGGAACCAUGAGAGAAACCCUGGUACAGGAGAACAUCCAUUGGCCCACAGGUAACACACGCACACGUGCGAGCACACACAGACCCACACAGACCAUACACACACUACACACACAUUUUGCAGACUGAUUGACAGCUCCAUCCUUCCACAAAUUAGAGGAUGUGUUGUAUUGAGCUUUGUUUCACUCAAUAGGCUUAGGCUUCAACUCAACUGACAUGGCUCAAUGACUGCUCUCUCUCUAUCCUCUCUCGCUCUCUCGCUCUCUCUCUCUCGCUCUCUCCCCCCCCUCUCUCGCUCUCUCUCUCUCCCCCCUCUCUCUCCCCCCCUCUCUCGCUCUCUCUCUCUCUCCCCCUCUCCCCCAGGCCUGGCGGUGGACUACUUCAAUGAGCGUCUGUACUGGGCCGAUGCUAAGAUGUCAGUGAUUGGCAGUGUGAGGCUGAAUGGUAGCGACCCGGUGGUGGCUGUGACCAGCAUAAAGAACAGUUGAGUGACCUGCUCUGGUCUGGGUCUUAAGACCUGGCCUGACAUGGCUAAGCCACAUAAUCAUGUUCUGGUUUUAGAUAAGUGGGCCUGUUUUUGGAUGUGAAGUCUUCUCCUGACAUUAGAACUAUAAAAAAUGCAGAUAUCCUCAGCAAGUGAAAAAUUAUGUAUUUUAGCAUAGCCUAUAGUAUAUCUAAGUGGUAAAGAGUUGGUCUGAGCUGUGGUGUGUUCUGUCUUGUUUGUUACAGAGCUCCACCACCCAUUCAGUAUUGACGUGUUUGAGGACUACAUCUAUGGCGUCACCUACAUCAACAACUUUGUGUUCCGGGUCAAUAAGUAUGGAAAAGGCCCCAUGGAGAACCUGACCACAGGAAUGAACCACGCCACAGACAUUGUGCUCUACCACCGCAACAAACAGCCAGAGAGUGAGUGGACAUCGCCGGCCAAACUGGACAUGAUGCAUGCAGAUUCUUCACUAACAAAUACAUAUACUUUAGAUGCAUACUGGUGCAUUGACUUUCACAGUCCCUUUAAACUGCUAGUAGACUUUAAUAUCAAUUUUACUGCUAGUAGACUUUAAUAUCCAACUGCUCUCUCAAUGUAACUGACUGGCUUGCAAGGAUCUCAAGUUAGACUUAGGUCUUUGGUGAACGGUCUCAGAUAUAGAACUGUAGAGAUGGAUAGUCUUACAAACUAGUAUCACUGGGUUAAUGUGUGUUGUCUCUGUCUGUCUGUCUGUCAGUGACCAACCCAUGUGACAGGAAGAAGUGUGAGUGGUUGUGUCUGCUGAGCCCCAGUGGUCCAGUCUGUACCUGUCCCAAUGGACGCACUCUGGACAACGGCACCUGUGUGGAGCUCCCUACUCCCACACUCUCCCCUCUCUGUGAGUAUACACUCCUACACACUCCCCUAUCUGUGAGUAUACACUAACACCCUUAUAAUUAUACACACUCACCCUGUCUCUCCUCUCUUCCCCCAGCUCCUCCCAGUGGUACGUGUAACGUCCAGUGUCUGAACGGAGGCAGUUGUUUCCUCAACGCCAGGAAGCAGCCCAAGUGUCGCUGCCAGCCCAACUUCAGAGGAGACAAGUGUGAG